UUCUUAUUUAUAGAAGGAAACCACCUGUUAAAAUAAGAAUAAUGAUAACUCUAAGCUACAAGGUGAAGUAAACAAACACUUCUACACAUCCUAUGCAUCAUUAAAUGCAAAAAAAAGAUCCCAUUAACCGCUCUGGAGGCUUAUUCUUAUGUUUAGAUCUAGAUUUCUUUGCAUGACUUGACACCUUAUCCUUGUCAUGCGUAUCAUUACUCCAACUGUAAGCAGACUGGAAUUGUUUGAAGGUUCGAAUCUUUUAUUUUAAACUCAUAAAGUAUGCUUUUCUAUGCCCAGCGUCUCUACUACUCAAGCAUUUGAAGGGCGCUUGAAACAUUAAGUGUGUAGAAAAGGGAAUAUUUGCACAGUUGUUGAUCAAUAUUAGCUUAACAGUGACAUCGAGCAAAUCUGGUGGUGUUGUAGGCGUGUCAUUUGGUGAGAAAAAGCAGAGCCAAUUUUAUCUGCCGUGCCCUUAUAAUCAGCCAUGGUUGAUUCUACGUCUACCCAUAAUGCAGUAGUCACAUUUUGGAAUUGUAGGCCAUUCAAUUCCAGUCUGUUUUAUGGUAAGUUAAACACUCCUAACAGGGGCUGUAAUACAACUUACCAUUGGAUCGGAGUUCGCCUAAUGUUUGCAGAGCUAGCACCCCCAAUUAUCAGUCCUCCUUGCAGGUUCAUGUCCAUGUAUCUGUGCUGCUCAUGCCGGCCCUAAUCCACUGGUUAUAGUCCAAUUUCACUAGACUUACGCUGCGUUUGAGUUAGUUAUUUUAGUGUUUACCUUGUCCAAUUAUAAGCAAGGACAGGGCAAGCGCUUGAAUAACUUUUGCAGAUGUAGCCAUCUUGUUUAAGCCCCCGAUUUUGCUUUUUCCCGAAAAAUGCUGGUAACUCGGGUGUGACGUCAUUCCCAGCUCCGACAUCUGACUUCCAAGGUAACUCAAAUGUAGCAACAGCUUGCCAAACUACACCACACUCUGAGACGUCAUCUGUCAUCUGUGCUUGUUUACAUCCAGGUAGUAGACCUGGGACUUAAGAGCUGGAGUUAUCGCGGCUAGAUGCUGUAGGCUGUGCUGCAGUUUAGACAGGCAUUUUAGGCCAUUAUGUAUAUAUUCAUGUAAAUAUAUAUGAAUAUAAAUCUAGAUAAUAUCUCAAACUAACUCAGCAAAACACAUAAAUGACCUUCUUGCACAAUAGUGAGACCCCAUUCCUCUCCACAGAGCUGUCAGUAAUGGCAAUAUGCCCCGUUCUACUAGCAUAAAGUAGCCAAUUAAAGCUAAAAUUAUCUGAAAAAUAAACACUUGAAAUAAAUUAGCUUGAAUAAAUCUUAUCAAAUUAGCAGAAACCAUAGUUAAUAAUUUUGUUUUUUAUAUGUGCUUUGAUUUUUAAGUUUGACCAUGUCCCAUCUGUUAACAUGGAGGGAACAUGCUUUGUGAUCUUUACUGCAGCUAGUCACUAACAGAUAUUCUGGCUUCUCUUUGCGGAGGCCCUUUGUCAUCCAUCUAACCAUAUCUGCGAAACAAGCCGCUGACCUCUCUGGAGUCUGUGAUUUGUAUGCCAAACCAUCCUCGCCGACCUUCACCAGGCGACAGUUUUAAGACGUCACUCUGAAACAAGGCAUUAGCAGUGAGCCAAAUCCAGUAUUUCCAUUUAAAAAGUAAUUUGCCAAACAAAUAAGUCAUCCAAACCAAUAUUUGGCUGCAGAUAGGAUUGCGUCUGUAUAGUCAGGGGUCUGCAGAAUACUGAACAGGUAGGGAGAUGGAAUUGGCUGCUGCAGAGGUGACAGUGAUUUAUGCAUGAAUACCAGCACUCACACCCAGGUUAUGUUAGAGUCAUCAAGGUCAGAAAUUCUUCAGGUUGAAGUCGAUCAAUCAGAUGUAUAAUAGUAUGACAGACAUGCCUUGAUACGGAACAUUGCAACUAUGUGAUUUCAUCGUUCAUGGUGAAAAUCUCAUUACAGGAUGCAGUUACGGCAGAUAUUUGUUUGAAAUGUCCCUUUAAAUGAGCCACAAGCGAUAUCUAGAUAAAGUCAGAUGAUUAACCCCCGUUGAGCACAAGGUGAAGCACUCCCAAAUGCGAAUGUAGUGUGCAAUAAAGCAGCACCCACACUUUUCUCACAGGGUUUCCACUCUUGCACAGUUGCUCACACUUGGACGGUGACCUUGGGCUAUAUUGUUAUUCAUCGGUGGACAGAGGCGAGCAGACUGCCUGCUGUCCUCUUAUCUCUGCGGGGUCUGAACCAGCAGUUGGAUGCCGUGGUGUUCCUAUCUGUCCCUCACUGUAAUAAGCAUCUCUGUUUUAAAUCAGCCGGCUGAGAGAUCAGACAGCAGCUUUGAGAGAUUAAGAAAAGGUCCUGUCAGGUAAUUAACACGUUACCGUACUGUUGCAAGCUACAGCACCAAAACUGACAUAAAUAAUGUUUGUUUUACAGCAGAUUUUAGUUUGUAUGAAAAGAUUGUGUUUGACUUUUGAAUCAAGGGUGGGCUUGUUGUGCUGAUUGAGUAUCUGAAGGUGAUUUGGCGCGCAGGUGGGAGGAGACAGUUUUCAUUUCAUGCUGGAUUUUGGGUCUUGGACUUGAGGUCUUAGAGCCACAUCUGUCACGCUCAAAGUCCUCACUUUGCUGCCAGACUGAUGGUUUUAUCAGCAAGACCAGACUAAAGCAGUUGCCAGACUUUUUGUUGUCAUAAUGUAUUUGAUACUUUUACUUUAAUAUUCAUUGAAAUAAAAUUACAGUGGCACAAGAAUGGAACCCUGGGGUACACCAAACCUGUAUUUACUAGAAUUGUCAUAGCACCAGAAUUCUGAAUUUAGAUUCGCGAAUACUUGCGAAGAGCUUAAAGGUCCUUACACACCAGGAAUAACGCAAAUAUGAAAAUACAUAUGUUGUAUCUGAACAGGUUAGCUUACGAGCUAAAGUUACUUAGCACAGAUGAAAGUUAAAACAAAGACAUGUAGCAAACUGUUAAAGCACACAAACCAUCGUCAUAUGAGAAAUCUGACGCUAUGACUCUCCACAAGUUGUCCUUCAGGUCGUUAUUUUUGUAAUAUUUAUGUUUUUUAUCAAAAAGUACUCUGAUCUCUGACACGUAAACAAUCAGCCGGCGAAAUGCUUAUGUUUUUGAAAUGGACUUAAUGGGUGUCAGUCACAGAGUGGUGCAAAAUAAAGGCCAUGUGGAAGUUAAGCAGCAAGCUUUAGGGCUGGAAAACGAUGCAAAAAUGUAAGUGCAAAGAAUUGCACAUUCACAAAAAGUAGUUUUGGUAAAGGUAGUGCUAAGAUGGGAAGACAUACAGUGGAGCCUAUAGCUCCAAAAGGACAGGGCUGAAAUUUUCAACUGUUGCGUUACAGAUGAAAUAUUCAGUCCUAAAGUGACAGUUUGUGGUUUCAUCUGUUGCCUCUCUUCUGGUCUGCUGAGCCAAAAGAAACCUCUCCCUUCUGUGCAUAGAACAAAUGAAGAGCUCAUUCUGUUCCUUAUGCCCGAUUGUUUCUGUUACACAAGAACAGCUUUCAAGGUUGGCACUUUUCGACUCUGUCUGAGAUGGCACACUGUUAAUAGCAUUUUCGAAGACAUCUAGGAAGUUGCUUGCGAGUCACUGGGGGUAGAUUCAGCGGAGUGAGGAAGUAAAUUACAAGCUUGGAGCAAAAAGGUCCUACAUGUCCUUCACACACCAUACUCUGAAAGUUAGAAAGGAGACUUAACAAACCAUCUUUUCCUCAUUUUCCUGCAUUAUCCAUUUCUGCCUCAGUGUGUACAUUUCAGAGAACUGAAUCGCUCAUUUCUCUAGUAGAAAUAGAUUUUUCCUGCAGUCUGGACUUUAAUCUUCAUAGUCUGAAAAGCACCUCUCUUUUAGCUUAAGGGGGUUCAUUAAGAAUGUAAUGGGUAGUUUACACCCUCAUUGUCCUGUCUUGCAUCCUUGUCGAAAGUCUUAAUGGUAAAAUUGGAAUUUGUGGGCCCUGGCGAAAGUUUAUUUCCUCACAUCUCCUUCAGUGUCUCUUGGCGUCUGUCCAUUGUCAUAGAUCCUUUCUUCUUUUUAUCAUCCUGUCAAUUUAAAAUUAGGUAACUCCUUUCUCAAUCACUUUAUCCAAUUUCUUAAGCCCAAAGGUACUGCUCCUCUCACUCACCCAUAAAGGAACCAAUCAUUAGUCACCUUUUCUUUUGGCAAUCCAAUCAGCUCUUCUGUAGCGCUUCCAGCUUCUGAUGCCAAAGCCAUCUUCAGGCUAUAACCUUCCACAGCAACCCCAUUAAGCCUCUUUUUGGUCUCGUAUUUUCUUACAAAUACCUGGACUAACUUUGUUUUGGAUUAAAACUGAAUUAAUUAAAUCUGGGUGUUAAGGGUAAAUAAAGUUGCAGAUCACAGACCGUGUAGAAAACAUUAACCAAGUCCAAGUUAUGAGUCUCAAUGAGGACAUUUCAGCAGUUUAGAAAAGCUGCCUUGUACCAAAUUCAUGCUAAUCUAGAAACAGGCAAAUUGGUAAAGCAGAGAGUACCAAAGGUUGCCACUUGCCAUCAAGAUGCUGAAAUCAGGUUUUCAGCUGUUUUUUCAACAUUUCUAUUUUGGAUGGUUGGUCAGUCUGCAGAUUUUCUUAAAGACUCCAAAAACAGGCAACUGGACUGUGUGGAGCAGUGGUUCUCAAGUCCAGUCCUCGAGGCCCACUGUCCUGCAUGUUUUAAAUGUUUCCCUGCUCCAACACACCUGAUUCAAAUGAUCAGCUCGUUAUCAAGCUCUGUAAGGCCUAAUAACGAGCUAAUCAUUUGAAUCAGGUGUGUUGGAGCAGGGAAACAUCCAAAACAUGCUGGACUGGACUUGAGAACCACUGGUGUAGAGUCUCAACUCUACACAGUCCAGUUGCCUGUUUUUGGAGUCUUCAAGAAAACCAUGACCUGGAUGAAUGAGAAUCUACAUGGCCAUGUCAGUCUGCAGAUGUUUGCUUGUAUCAGCAGGUUUAAGCUACAUUUUCGUACAAAGAAUACCAGUAUCCUGUUUUAUCACUUUUCCAGCAGUCAUUCAUACAAAUCCAUCCUUUGAUAAGGCAAAAAGCCAUGGGGUGGCCAGGAUUCGGUGGGGCCUGAGGCACCCCUGGCUACCACAUCUGGACACACCCCUGCAGACAGAAAGUGUUGGUUACAGCUGAGCUUCUGUUAGCUGUUACAGGUUUUUCCAUCUCCCCCUGGGGCAAACAUAUCGACUCAUCCCAAGACCUACCACAUGGAAAAUAGUAGUCUAACUCAAGAAAAAAACUAAUUUGAUCCCAGACUCAAAAUGUAUGAUUGAUUACUGAAACUGUUUUCAGAAAGCUCUGAGGAAUGCACAACACUAGAUAUCCCAAAAUAGCCUUUAUCUGUAAUAAAUUCUGGCAGGAAAUUGAAUGUGCCAACAGAUGAAAGAAUCUUCAUUCAUUUGUCUCUUUCUCAUUCCGAGAUUGGAUAUAACCAAACCGGUCUGAAAUUACGAGCCAGCAAUAAGGCCCUUUGUAUCCUGCCAUCAAUUGCAUCUGAUGGGAGUGGAUGCAUGUGCUUUUGUGUGGGCCUGAGGGAGGACCGGGGUCAUCAAAGAGACUUUGCAUCAAAGCUGCCUGAUGUAAAUCUGCUUUCAUUAUUGCUUUGCACUGGCAUUGUGAGAGAACUGACACAUAAGCCUGUUAUGCACAGAGUAUACAGGGGACUCCCACUGGGGUAAGUUUACGAAUUUCAUGUUUUUGUGAGUGUAACUCUUGUUUUUAGAGGAACACAUCCAGUUUAAAGGAAUAUUUUGAAUUUGAGAGGAUUUAGGUCGACAUAGCACCCACUUUACGGGAGUGGAUUUUCUUGUAUCAUGUUGAAUUCGAAGCUAUAAGGGUAACAAGAUUGGUAAAUCAGAGGCAUGGCUAACUUGACUGAAAGAAGGACUGAGCGUAGCUAUUUGUGAGGAUGCUGAAGACUCAAUUUUGAUAGGUCGAUAGGUUUGAUAGGUUGUAUCAGCGUGUGAUGGAAUAAAGAGACCAGGGGAGGAAUAGUGUUGCUGUAAUAAAGGAGUUGGCUUGAAUCAUGGUGUUGGGUGUCUUUCAAUGGGACCCAGAAAUCCUGGAGACGCCCGUUGAAGGCAUUCACAUAAAAGAAAUCCAAUACCUGUUGUGAUUGGAACAUUAUGUUUUGUCUGAGAAAUACUCGUGAAAACAUUUUCCCAAAACUCAAGUCUGAUCCAAACUUCAAACUUUUAAUGUGAUCAAGUGUGCAGUCUUGCAUCCCUCCCUGGAGAAAUGUUCACACUCAUAAAUAGUUAUUAGUCCGUCCCCGAGCAUCAGGAUAACUUUUAUGAGUUCCUAAAUCUCGUGGCGUUCGUCUCGAGGAUAUCUGCUUCCAUCUUUCACUUCUGGUGUCGGCUGACGUUAUGUCUCCCUCUCUGCUGUCCCGAUCUGACAGCUGGGUGACGAUAAAUGUGAGAAAAAGCCAGGAUACAAUCUGGCAAUUACUGUCACUUAGGGCUGUUUGUUGACAGCAGGUCAGGUGGAUAAAUAACUCAAGAGCUGUUUUGAUUAGAAUUCAUUUUACUUGAAGCUCUUCCUGGCCUGUAUCGAGUGAUGACAUGCGAUUUAUGAAAGUAAGGAAAAUGUCCUCCUUUCUUUUAUAAGAGCGCUACCUUUCAUUACACGCCCAGAUGAGUUGAGUGGGAUUACAUGGCAUGCUAAACAUACUUUCCACUCUUUUGCAUUCAAUUAAAGCUUAUCAUCGGCUUAUCUGACGUUCACUUGGACUUCGUCCUUGGCCCCCGGUGGCCUGAGCAGCUUCACGCUAAAGCUCAACCAUCUGCGCUCGUGCAUACACAAACAUGCGCGCAAGACUGGGAAUUAUCAGGGUUCGAUGACACUCUCUGUGAAGAGAGGGGUUUGUGUGAGUGUCUGUGCACAAGUUAUGAAGAGGGCUCAGGUGUUUUUGUUGCUGUGAAAAGCUGGAAAAUUAUCACUCUAAAGCAAGUUUUUAUUGUUUAAAGUCAAUCCAAAUAUCUUUUUUUACAGUCCGUGUUGCAAAUUUAUGUCUGUCUGUUUUUGUUAUUAGUUUUUCUUGUGCAAAGGUUAGGUUGGAUAGCAGUGCAAAUAAGAUUAUGAAAGGAGUAAAUACUGAUUUUUAUGUCAAUCAAAUACUCUGUGUUAUAGAAGACUAAUGCAUACAUGCAUCUUGCAGAAAUAUUAAUGUAUAGUCAAUUUCUUUCGAGAAAUUGAGUCUAAACAUGUUUCAACCAUAGACUGUAUAUAGAAUGGACGCCGUCUGCCUCCUCGCUAGAUGAAGCCACUCCGAGAACAGCACCCUCUGGUGACAGGCUGCAGUAUAGGUCAUAAAUCCCACCUCCUCCAGCAAUCCCUAUGGAGCUGUGGACAAACUUUAGAUGUUAAUUACACAGAAUAUACAUUUCUUCCCCCUUGGUUGGGAUGUUGACAUGUAGUAAGACUGGUUUGUGCUCAAGUCCUCUUUUUUCUGUACAGCUCCGUUUUUAAAAGUUAUUAGAGGGUUCAUGUUUUCUAUGAUUGACACUUGACACAGCCUAUGGGCGUACAAUGGGCCUAUGUGGAUACACUGUUUGAGUGGUGGAGUGCGUACAACACUACUCCGUCAUGUUGGUGUCAGGGAGUGGAGAAAAAAUGUGGAAAUACCGAGACCUUUUCGGCUACAAAUCUGUAUACUGGUGGAAGGCAGAACGAAGUUGGUUUCAAUACUCCAAAUAAGGUCUAAAAAAUGGACAGGAAUCUAUCAAGUCAUUUCCUUGGAAGAAUUCUGAAUGAUUAGCAAAACAAACUAAUGAUAUUCAGCGUCCUGUAUUUUGUUCUGCCUCUAUUUUCCUGUAGAAAAUGACAAAUGCAUGCAUCAAUCAUGCAAAUAUCUCAAUUUCAGCUUCAUUUUUCUGCAUGAAGUUGUUUCAAAUCAGUUUGGUUCGACUGCCAAUUAUGAUUUGAAGGAUGUUUACCGAGUAAAUAAAGUUUGCAGCGAUUGUUGUUGCAAAAACUGAACAAACAAACAGGACUAAUUUUGCUCAGAAUUUGUUCCUCAUUACAGAGGAAGCAUUUUCAGACUUGAAUGAUCUGGAGCCAAGUGUUCCUAAUGGGUUAAACUGCAGAGAGCGCAGUUGCACUCUAUAAGACUAAUGAUUCCUGCAUUAUGGUUAAUGUGCAGACAUACCAGCCCACUUAGUAAAAUCAAACAUGUGAAAAAAAAGAAAAACAUGAGGGACGGGGGUCCUGCACCCAUCAGCGCCCCAUUCUGCAGAGUCAGCUCUCCCCUGCCCAUCACCCCUCCCAUCUCUGCCUCUCUCAGUUGCUUUCUCUUUACAACCAAAGCACUUUUACUCUCCUUCUCUAUCCCUCCUCCAUCCCUCUUCUUGAUCCCCUCCUCUUGCAGCAUCUUCUCCCUCUGCCCUGCAAAGGGACUCGCAGCGCUGAUGAACGCACGGCAAAGCAUCCGUCAUCCAUUCGCUUUGUCCUUACCCCUCCUCUCCUUCUCUUCCAUCUCAUCCCAUCUCUCCCAUUCCCCUCUCCCUCCCUUCCUCCUCCCCUCUCUCUCUUCUCCCUUUGCUUGACGCGGCUUGGAUCGCUGCACUUCUCCAUGCGCUGAGAUGAAGAGCGCACACGUUGGGCUUAUGAGGCAGGUGGAGAGCAGAGGAAAGGGCUGACUCGUCCCAGAGAGAGCAGAGAGAGGAGGUGGGUGGGAGGAGUUGACCCUCAGUGCCUCUGUCAUCACUUAAGAACGCAACAUUGUUGAGAGGAAGGGGAUUGGAGUGUCGGACACCCGGGAUGGGACAUUCAACAAGGGUGAUACUUGCUCUCCUUUGAGUUUAUUUCCCCCCUCGACUUCUGUGAUUGAACGGCUUCUGUGGACUCUCAAUAUGGAUCCGGGGUUGAAUCUGGAUUGUCUGGCUUUUGAACGUGUACAGGGAUUUGGAUGUGGAUCAGAAUGCUGAUGUGAAGCACCUGAGCUUUGGGACGUAGCAUGUUUGGUUUCUCCAAGAUGCCAAAACUGCCUGGGUGAGUGUGUGCCUCUUUCUCUUGUGCUCUUCUCUCAGGGCACUCGAGAGCUUGUGUGUGUUUUUCUUUGAGGAAAAAGUCGAGACAAACCCUCUCUCCUUUUCUGAUUUAAAUCGUCUUGACAGCAUACGAGACGUUCUUUGACAUGUAUUAAAGUCACACCUUCCACAGUUUCCUAAUCCCAUUUUCCCCCAAAACUUUAUGACUUAUACAACUUACAAAUUUUAAGUUUAUCUGAAGCUGGAGAUGAAUCUUAUAAAUGUGACUCUUGGUGCCAAAAGUGGCGUGAACAGAUGGUCUCAUGUUGCGUAAUUGCUUCAUUCUUUGUUCUUGUGAUCAGGUGGACUCAUGAUUGUGAUUUUUCUUGUUGGAUGUGCCUUUGAAAGAAAUCCCUAAGUUGGGCUCAAUAGGAUACAAGUCAUGCUGAAGGUAUUCUAAGUGACAGCAACAACAACAAAAGUGGCGAAUGAAAUAAUCAGAAAGUCCAAGAAAGUACUGGAUAGUGUGAAACCUGAAAGGUGAAAACAGAACAAGCUAAUUUUGGGUCACUGAAAAAGUGGGUUUUGGAGGACAACUUCUAAGAUUGUGGUUUUUGAAAUUCAGUUUUGUCAUUUACCGCAACAAAACAAAAGUUUUGGGAAACAAUAAAAUACAUGCACAAGCGCCAAGAUGACAGACUAUUGGUUGGUUUCUGACUCUUCAGCUCUGUUAGUUUUAUAGGAAACUUUGCUGUUCUUCAUCAUGACACCACAGUACACAUGCAAAUCCUCACAUCACGGUGAACAGUCUUUAAUUUGCCACUUUGUUCACAGUUUACAUUUCCCACUCUGGUGACUGUCGUGACAGACUGAUUACACAUUAUUGCCAUUUACUGGCCAUGCAUACUUACAUGAGCUUUUUCGAUCAUUUACUCAUGGUUGUGUGGAUAGAGCAUUAGCUAUCAGAUAGAUAUAGCCUAAGUUUGCUGAGGAGCCCAAGUUGCAAAGCCUCGGUCACUCCGUGAGACUUUGCCCCUGGAGGGUUUUACCAAAGUACGUUUUUCGAUGCUAGAAUUAAGAUCUAUUCUGAAACUUGCAGAUAAGGACCAGUAUGGUAUGAUCACUUCUCCUGCUUUGUGUAAAAAAGUUCAGAAUAAACCUGUGUCUUUGGAUGCUAAGCCUGCUUGAUACUGAAAUUAAGCACAUCACAGCAGCCAAUCUGGAAAAAAAAUAAAUGCAUGUCCCUGAUUUUAGUUUGCUUUUUCAACUGGGUAAAAAAAGAGCUGCAUAACUCCAAUCAAUUGGGUGUCAAAGGAAAGCUCCGGGUCAAAAAUAACCCCUAGUUGCAGGCCUUUUUAUGAACAUUAUUAGACAACACCCAGGCUGGAGAAGAGAUUAUUAAUGUAGCUAGAACUGAGGGCACAGGGGGGUAAUGACGACAAGUUUCGAUUUGGAGUCAUUCAGCUGUAGAAAAUUAUCACGCAUCCAAUUUUUGAUUCCAGUCUGUCAGGACAUAAUGUGAAAAACAUCAGUGGUGCCAGGAUUUAAUGGGACAUAGAGUCCAGUGUUGUGUGAUGUGUAGCAGUGAAGGUCUCUAAUUUGCCUCAAAGGGAAGCAUGUUCACAGUGAACAAGAGGGGACCCAACAUAGACCCCUGAGGAACCCCAUGAAAGAGGAGAACAGAGGAAGAGGUGAACAUUUCAGAAAAAGACCUGUUUGAGUGAUGAGAAAUAGGUCAAAAAUUGUCACUUAGAAGGUUUGUGAGUUAAAACAGAGCAAAACAUUUUUAGCGCUUAUUGUAUAGUGUAAAAAUUUUACUGAAAAGUUCAACAAAGUCUUGACUCUUCAUCGUAAAAAUGUGCAAGCACUGAUGCAUCAUUUUUCUACAGUUUUACACUCUCUAAGCUAAAUCCAACUGUCCUCAGGCCCGAGUGUAAAGAAACACUGAGAAGUCUUAAGACAGAAAAAGCUCCGUAAGUCGAAGCUGCAGAGAUAAUGAAGGGCACAGAUCACAUGAUCCCCGCUCAGUGUGAUUUCAUGUGCUCACACAUACACACCACAUGAUACGAUAUAUAGACACAUGUGUAAGUUAAUACAUGCUUGCAUGAUCCUUGACUCGUGUGCUGCUAAGCUUGCUAAACAGGCUCAUGGUAAAUCUUUUAAACCUACACAUAUACAGUCAAGGGUUAGCAUCUGGAGUGCAUCUACAAGUAUGACGAGAGAGAGCGAAGAAAAGAAAGUAGUUUGAGUCACCAGAGUGAGUCAGACUGAAGACGUAAACGAUGAUCUCUUCAAUUCGUAAUGAUAUUUGGACAUUGGACUUUUAACUGAGUCUAUGAGUUUAAUGGAAAUAACCAUAGACUGUAUAUACUAUGGACAACUUGAUUCCGCCUUCCGCCAGUAUACAGAUUUGAAGCCAAAAAGGUCUUGGUAAUUCUGCGUUUUCUCUCCAUUUCGCUAAGAGUCGUGAUGACGCUCGACUCAAACAGCGUAUCCCCCCGGUGAGCUACGCAAUCUUCGUACGUCCAUAGACUGUAUCAAGUGCCAAUCAUAGAAAACAUGAACCCCCUAAUAACUUUUAAAAAUGGAGCUUCACAGAAAAAAGAGGACUUGAGCACAAACCAGUCUUACAGUAACUACAUGUCAACAUCGCAACCAAGGGGGAAAAAAAAAUAUAUUCUGAGUGAUAAACUUCUAAAGUUUGUCCACAGCUCCAUAGGGAUUGCUGGAGGAGGUAGGAUUUAUGACCUAUACUGCAGCCCGUCAACAGAGGGUGCUGUUCUCGGAGUGGCUUCAGCCAGCGAGGAGGCAGACGGCGUCCAUUCUAUAUACAGUCUAUGGAAAUAACACGACACAACCUGUUCCUUUAAGAUGGCGCCAAUACCAAUAGAGUCCAACAGCAUGUUACUGUAAUCAUGACACGAUAUGGCAUGAUGCAUUUUGCUUUGUUACAAUACUUUAUCAUGAGAUGUCCAUGUAAGCUUAUUUUUAACAGGUAGAAACCUUGAACAAGACCAGACUUACAUUUUCCUAUCAUCUAUCUAAACAAGCACUGUGUUGGUAUUGGAAAGAGGGUAGAGGGAGAUGCAGAAAGAGAGAGGGAGAGAUAAAGAUAAAUAAACAACAGCUCAUACAGAGUUAUGGUUUCAGUGCUAAUAAUAAUAAAGUAUGUGCACUGUUUAGGAGAAGUUAAAAUAAAUGACAAAAGACUGAUCUUAAUUCUAUAAUACUAGCAUUUGUAUUCAUGAAGCUGAAGUCAGUACAAGGAUUAGAAACAAAAACAUCAAUUAAGCAGUUGAGGUCAAGCUGCUGUGAAAAUUAACAUCAGCAUUGAAGCAGUGAUAAUACUGAUGAAGUAAAUGCUGCACACACUCGCUGACCUCCACGGUAGCAUUAGUAAAUAAUCAUGAUAAAUCAACAACAUGCACAUUAAUAAGGAGGAAUGAUGAAAUAGAUGCAAUACUUUGUGCUGUUGGUGGCCGAUGGGAUCUUUUGGAAAGGAAACUAUCUGGAAAAGUUUUAAAAUAAAGCAUUUUGAAUAUUUUCCGGUCUAUUUGCUUACCGCCUUGAAUAGAUUUCUUUAAUUUCCCUCUGAGUGCUUCCCCUCUCUUUGUUUACCAAGAGUUUAGCUCCUCUGGGAGCCAUUCGCAGCUCACCUUAUGCUUUACCGCCCUGUCAGGGAGUCGUAACAUGAAGCUGCACGCACUUUUUCACAUUUGGCCUAAUACGUUGUUGACAGACUGUAAAUGAGUGAAAAUUAAUAAUGGCGCAACACUAACAAGCACCGAGAGAGUGUUUGCAUCAUUGGCACGUUAGCAGCGCUCUUCCUUGAACACAGAUGGCGGUUGUGAAUCCAUGAGCCGACAUAGUACAUUUCCGGAGCCUUCUGUUUGCAGAUGGUGUACAAGCCAAAUUUGGUUCGUAAACUUUAAUGAGAAGUUGUGCAUCAUUUGUCACUUUUUAAUGCCUGUAGUAAAUCAUUCAUUGGAAGGCGGGAUGUAAAACAGCUGCAGCAGGUGAGAAAGAUGUGCGACCAUCCUCUUUGUUGUUUUACUCGAACUCCGGACGAAGAAGAGGUUGGUCAUGACACAUCUGUUUUUAUUUUAGGAACUCCAACCCAAUCUUUCUUAUCCUUUCUACUCGAUGCUUUAUGGAGACGAAGACCUGGAGAGUCCAGGACCUGUAUCAGCAUUUGUACUGUGGGAAAAAUCUUGGCUGGAGUGCGUCGGCAUUUGGCAGCGGAACUAGCCAGCAGGGCUUGUUUGUGUUCUGAAUAUCAGAUUACAAUGCCGCGUGCCAAAUUGCCUUCCGCUUUAUGCCAACGCAUGCUGCUCCUUCAGAGGGCAAAGAUCCAUUGUACCGAGAGCCAUCUGACAAGUCAUGACGUCCUCGAGAAUAUUCAGAAUGAUGUUCGAUCUGAGUGAGUUACAGCACUCAGCCCUUGAAUUUUUCAUCGUAUAAAAACCUCUGACAUGGAAAAAGGAUCGUCUAAAACUUGUGUCGUACCUGUUUGAGGAAAACCUUUCUAAAUGAGCGUUAUUAGAGAAAGGAAAGAGCGCAUUACUAUGAGCCACAUCACCCUCGAAGGAUGCCAUGAAUUUCUAUGACUACAAAAAUAAGUCUAAGUCAAAACUUAACUUUAAAUGCAUGCAAAAUCGAUCAUUUCCAACCUGAUAUGAUUUGAAUGUUUGGCCUCUUUUCAAGGCUUUCUUUCAAAACAUUUCAAAAAACCACGACAGCUCUUGUGAGAGGUUUUCACCCAGCUUUAAACAGUAAAAUUAACAUGUAUGGCUCUUUAUGAUCGACGAAAGCCAACAAUAACAUUAGUGACUCGAUUAACUUUUUCUAUAUCGUCAUUUUUCAUGUUAGAAAUAGUGAUAGGUGUGAAGAUUUGAUUCAUUCUGAGCUGAUAUCAAUCUGUUUGUUGAGUGGUGAUAUAGUAUUCUGCAUGAAACUACUUCCUGGUCUAAGUUGUAAACACGUGUGUAACUAAGAACAGCUGUGUCUCAUCAGUAGUCCUUUAACUGCUGCCUGCAUAUGCAUGCGGUUAUGUCUUUUUCAUGUUGAAGUCUUCAUCCAGCCACGUCACUGUCAAACUAAGCAUCUAUUCACUGAACUGAUUAGAAAGACAUUGUUUUGGUACGAACACGCCAAUUGGGAAAAGACCCAGUAGUAAUGCAUUAAAAAGGGGUCAUAUUGGCACCUAUAAAAGCAAUGGCAGACAUGCUUAUAUUCAUCAUAAUACCUUUGCGUUUAAAGAACAUAGGUAAGAUUUGCACCUUUGUCCACAGGGGGCGCCAAAUCGAGCAAAAAUAUAAGUUUCUCACAGCAGCUUUCAUUUCUGUAUGAUCUGACAUGAUGGUAAAUAUGCUGGUUGCAGUCGAGUCACAUCUAGGCAGGUUGAGCACUUUGAGUUUUUGACCCUUUAAAAUUGUAGUUAGAGUUUGAAAAGGGGAGUGAUACUGAUAGAGUUGUGAUCCAACUUAACGGAGACGUCCUGGUGAAAGUUUUAUGUGCUUCACAACCUUCACCCUCACCUCCACAGACAUAAUUCUCACCAUGUCACAUUCAGAGACUUCUACCUCGUCCAGCAGCCCUGAGUGUCGGCAUUGGGGGUAAAUCAUGAUUUCGGGGAGCUGUCCAGUAUAGACAUUAAUUCUCAGACUACUUAGGCUGUUUCUUUCUAGAUUUUUCCACCUCGCACCUUUAAGGUCCUUUCACACCAGGAGCGUUUUUUUCGUGCGAUUAUUUCUGACGUCAGUAUUUUUUUUCGAACCAUUAUUCUGUCAAUACAAGCAUUCACAUCAGCGAUGUUUUACCAUCCUGCGAUACACUUCUGACUAAUCAGAUUUGCGUGUUGUUGCGACGUCAGAUUUAUUGGUAUAUCCAACAUGGCCGACCGGCUGAUUGUUUACGUGUCGGAGAACAGAGUGCUUUUUGAUAAAAGACACAAAUAUUACAAAGAUAACGACCUGAAGGACAACUUGUGAAAAGUUACAGCGUCGGAUUUCUCAUAUGACGAUGGUUUGUGUGCUUUAACAGUUUGCUAAACGUCUUUGUUUGAACUUUCAUCUGUGCUAAGUAACUUUAGCUCGUAAGCUAACCUGUUCAGAUGUAACAUAACAUAUGUAUUUUCACUGCCUCAAACUCAAUCGCGUUGCUGUCACAGCACCAUUAUGUCUCGGUUGUUAACUUAUAUUUAUGGAUUAUAGUUUAAUGUGCUUAUCUGGUACUGGCCCCGACUCAGUACAUGCUAUCAUGACAGACAGACAUCUCAACACUAGAGUCUAAUCAGAACUGAAAAAAUGUCAGUCUGCUGUUGUGUCAGUCUUCUCGUUUCCACCCGGGACGCGUCUUUUUUUCCCCUAGGAAAGUCGCAAAAUCGCAUCGCGCUUGAUGUGUAUAGUCAGUCGCGGAAUAUUUCGUAUUUUCGCAUUGUAUAUCUGCGUCGUUCCCGGUGUGUAAGGACCUCUAGAAUGACUACUCGUCGAGAACAUUUAAGCUUUACUAUUUAUUUAUCACUUUUGUUUUAACAACUCUCUGAAAGUGGUAUUAGCGAAAAUACUCGUUCAUUAUUAUUAUUAAUAUUAUUUUUAUUAUUAUUAUUAUUAUUAUGUUUUUAUUUAACCUUAAACUGGUAACCAUUCCAUUCCAAGAGUCCACAAAUAUGGUGGCCUUUGAGGACAAGAUGCCUCUUUGAUGAUGCAUGAUAGUAAAAAUCCUCAAAUCAUCAAGGUUUUCCUUUAAAAAAAAAUGACUAGCAGUACAACAACAACAACAACACGAAUGCUCUUGGUUCUCUAGCUAGUCUACCACAAAUACAAAAAUGCCGUAUGUUCAUGCAACCUUCAUGAAAAGGAGCAUACUCCCAUGUAAAUAUAAAAACCUCAUUCUAAGUUCACCCUAAAAACUUCGGUAUGCUGUCAGCAGCAACAACUUUCAUACCCGAAGUUUAGUGUCCCUUCAUUUUAUUGAAUAUUGUUAAUCGUAACAAGGACAAGGUCUCAACCCAUUUUAAAAUAUUUCAUACAUCACUCAUAAUCCAGUUGGAGUGUAUUCUUGUGUAUGUAAUUGCGCUGACCCCGGCCCCUGUCUGUACUUUGGGAUUUUCAUGUCGUGUUUUGGUCAUUUCUGUGUCACAGUCAUCGCACACAGGUGCAGACUCUCAGGGCCACAGAAGGGAACGAAAAGAAAGUGGAGCAAUCAGAUGAUAUUGCUGUGUUUACUUGCUUUGGACCAUCUGCAACAGGGAUAAACGUGGCUUGUGCAUCUUAAUGAAGAGCCAAAUGGACUUCAAAAUCGCUGGUAUUUGCAAGGUCCACCUGUUUUGCUGCUGCACAUCUUGGGUUAUAAGAACAGCUGCAUACGAACAUAAUUCAACUCUGACUUGAAUGUUUGUGCUGAGCUAAGUACAUGUUGAGAGCCCGAGAGUCCUUGCUGCUACUCUCCCUUCCCUUACUUCUCACGUAUGUGCAUGAACAGAGCUAAACGUAAUUUACUGCAGUCGUAUUUUUCCCUGAAAUGUCGUCAUUCGUGUCCUUUACUGCACUCGGUUUCUCCUCCACUGCUCUUUUCUCUUCCUUCCUUUAGCUUCGACUAAACGGUGCAGAGGUCAGUGUUGUUAUUGGCGUUUAAAGGGGAAUAAAGGACGUUUGCGAUCCAUUCUCAGUGUGUGUACGAGGGUUGUAAAGAUGAUUUACUGUCAUGAAAACGAACAGGCUGAUUCUAAGUUGUAUUGAUAGUACAGUAACGCUUUCCUUGAACAGGACAACUGGAUUAUACAACAACAACAAAAAAAAAAAAACAUGAAAACAACCAGAUACUUGAUAUUUUUCACAAAUUUGCGUGUCUUUGGCGUGGGUGGAUGUCACCGCACAGAGCACAUAUGUCAGAACACACAAAUCACAGGCUGGAGAAGAGGGAAAAAUAACAUCAGGCCACACUGCUCCCACCCCCCACUCCACUCCCCUCUGUCUCACUCUCUGCCUGUAACCCUUAAAGUUGCACGAUUUUCUUGAUUUGAGUCUGGAUAAUCCUCCUAAGGGAUUUGGUCGGUGAUCACUGCAGGAGGGGGGCUGGCAGGGCGGACUCGCUGUUGGCUGUUUCAUUCAGUAUAUAAAAAUCACAUCACACGUUUCACUCGCUCUCCCUCGAUCUCUCACCUCUUUAUCUAUCUGCGUCGUAUUGCCGCACAUCCAUCCUCUUAUCGGUGAAUCUGAACCUGCCUGUGAUUUAAAGCCUGCUGCAUAAAUAUGAUUCAUCUUUGAAGUAGAUAAAUUGAUACUGAAAGACACUUCACAGCAUGUUUUAAAAAUGCAUUCAUAAACUUCUUUCUUUCGAAGUUUUGAGCAGAAUUUGCAACUUUCCGUGCCGCAGCUCAGAAGAAUUGCACAUUUCUUACCCCUCAGUAUUUAUUCGAUGAAAAAUACCAGCUCAGAGUUUGAAUACUUUAAUCAGUCAUUCAUUCUCUUCUGCAGAGAUUCAUUUCCUGGUUGAGCCCUUAUAUUCUGUUACGUUAUCAUUCCCACAUUUAACUUCCCUUAUUCCAGUCAUCUCUCUCGCAGAUAACACUGAAAGACUAGAGCAAUGCACACCAAGCUUCCGCUCUCCCCUCUUCUACAAGACACCGAAUUCGAUCAAUUAUGCAAAUGAAGCAAAAUCCAUUUUGUUUCUUUCUUUGUUCGGAUCCCAACUUCCUUCCCUCAUCUGGGAAACAAAUAACCUUCAGAACAAGCAUCAUCUUCCAAUUAAGCUCCCAUUCCAAAAACAGCAAGCGCGCUCAAAUCCAAAUACAAUACAGCAGCUGAUUAAUGAUGCAAAAAGCGGCGCUCUUAUUGAAUUUUUUUCUUUCUUCUUUUUUUUGUCCCGCAGGAGUUUGCCACAUGUUCUGUAAAUGCUAAGAGAAUUCGACGUACAGCAUGUGUCCCCCCCCCCUUGUUAGCACUUUCAUGUAUCAUGAAUUCUGCAUGAAACCACAGUUAGGAAGCAACACCGCUCGGUGCAUUAUUUAAUGGUGCAUGGGCGUUUGCAGCAUAAAUGGAUAACUGUCUUGUUGUAGCCAAUUUGUAGCCUUGAGAGUGCUGAAGGAACCUUUUCUUGUUUCUGAUGCCCCUCAUGCAAAGGCGUUUGAGCUUACAUGUAACCCGUAAUCACUCAAGUAACUGAUCUUCCUCAAGUUUUAACUCAAGUUAAAAGCACUUUGAGGUACCCGUGAGAAUUUAGACGUCCUCCAUGGACAAUGGAGUGUUAGCAAAGCAAAAUCGGAGGCGGAAACAAGAUGGCUUCAUCUACGAAAGUUAUUUAAGCGCUUGCCUUGUCCAAAUAAAAUAACUUUCGUAUAUGUAGCCAUCUUAUUUCAGGCCCCUUGAUUUAGCUUUUUUCCGACUUGGUAAAUGAAACGCUGGGAACGAGGGUGCAACGUCAUUUUCAGCUCCGACAUCUGACUUCCGAGGUAACUCGAAAGCAGCAUUAUUUUUUUGCAGCAGCACUCCUCGCCCUGCGGCCUCAUCUGUAUGCAUAAAAAAGAGAAGGUGCGUGCUCUCCCUGCCUGAAGGCUAAAACAUACAGGAUCCGAGCGCAUUCCGUUAGCGACGCGUAUCACGCAGCAAAUAGGUUGCCAUUCUAAUCAAUGCAGCAUCUCAUACAGGACGCAUAUCAGCUCCGAGUCUAUUUUUGCUGCUCUACGCUUCCAAUACGCGUCCAUCUACACAGAUAACAUCGUUGUAGACAGGAUGUCGAGCAUGAAAAUGUGCUUGUCAUCCGAUAUUUCAAAAUAAAACACCAUAUGUGGACUUCCGGUUGUUUAUCAGUUUGUGUAGAUAAGAAAUAAUUCUUGGUUGUAGAUUAAUCCAGUGGUUCUCACGUCCAGUGCUUGAGGCCCACUGUCCUGCAUGUUUUGGAUGUUUCCCUGCUCCAACACCUGAUUCAAAUCAUCAGCUCGUUAUCAAGCUCUGUAAUGGCUUAGUAACGAGCUGAUCAUUCGAAUCAGGUGUGUCAAUAUGUGGACCCCAACAGGACUUUUAACUGCUAACUCUGUCUGAAGGUAACAGCGCAGCAUAAAGGAACAUAGUUUACUUUAUUAAACACAAGUAAACCUGCAAAAACCGAAACUGUAAAAUCACAUUGCUUUUUCACAUAUAGUAGAGGCUCAAAAGUCACUGAAUUAGAUCUAAAUUAGCAGAAAACAGACCACAGACAGGAAAAACAACCUGUUGUGAGCAUGUUGUUUCUUCUAUACUGAGCCCAGCUGAUCGAGGCUAUGCUACGCUGCUGCUACGCUCCAAAUACGCAUCCUGUAUGCGAUAGACAGCGCUGCUUGACGGAGCAGAUAUGCGACGCUGACGGAACGCGCUCAAUACGGAUCCUGUAUGUUUUCGGCUUUAGAAUUUGUCCUUCCUGGUAUGCACAUUGAGGGGAAGAGAGCUCUCAUAGUGGAGCCAUAAUGCCUUUGUCACUAAUAGCUACUCUGCUUUUUUUAUCCUGAGGGUCUUUGCUGCUGCUCUCCCCGCCUUGGCUAUCCAUAUACAAGUGCCUACAUGUUUGUAUAUUUGCAUAAGGAAGAGCAUGGAGCUUGUUUACCUUUGUAGGUCAUAAACGUGUGUGGCUAACACUAGCAGAUCUAGCACCACCAACCUCCAGUUCUCUUUGCAGGUUAGCAGCCACCCAACUAUGCAUGCAAAAGUCCAACAGGCCCAAAUCACCCAUGUCUCCUUGCAGUUUUAUAAUGUUUGGAACAUACAAAAAUCUGCAAUACUCAACAAAUAAAUCACCUCCAAUCCUGUGUACCCUUUUAAAUCAUCCCACUGCUUCAGUCCCCACAGAUUUGACCACACACAUACUGCAGAAUGACCGCACUCACUGCACAACCACACUCCUACUGUACAUCCUCUCCUGCAAGUGCAUACUCAAUAAUAGAUGACUUCAGUCGAGUUUUUACUACAUACAGUGGGCUUUUCUGUGCUUGUAGAACAGAAGGAAAGUUAAAAAUAUCUUCUUCAUCUUACAUUUUCCAUUCCCUCUCAAAGACACACUGGUGCUCAGGGUGUUCUUUGCAGCAGGGACGGUGCAUGACGGCUCUGCGGAGCAGAUAAAUCAAAGGUGACAGAAAAGAUGUGAGUAACAAAUUCUUUUAAUUAAUCUUUAAUGGAUACGGUUUCGAGCGGUCAUAUUUUAUUUCUUUGCGUAGUAUUGUUUUGCAAGAGCAGUUGUGAUUUCCAUGCGAGCAUACAGGCUUAAAAGCGAGAGCCAGUUUUGUAUUUCAGCCAAAAUAAAGUGAGGAAAAUAAAAUGUAAAACGAAAAAGACGGAGGUUGAGUUUUAAAAGUAAACGGUGAAAAAAGAAAAGUGCAAAGAUGACUUAACAGAUCAGGCGUAUGAUCUGGAUGAGCUCACUCUGAAUCUAUCUCCUGUUGUUUGUUUUCCGAUACAUGUGUUUGCUAAAGAGCCUAGCGGAGUGAUUAGUUCUGCUCCAGAUACUGUCACAUAAUACUUAAGUGCCACUGUGUGCUUCUGAGAGCGACCCUCACCUAAUGUACUGUAAAUGUACAGAAGCGUCCGAUGCCUACACUGCGCUGUAGAGCAGCCUGGCUUAUAAACAGUUGGUGCUCAAAUGAGGUCAAGAGUCUUCCAGUGAUUGAACAUCUCUACCACUCCUCUUGAUUAGGUUAUAGCGAAUGAACUAAUGCAAUUUAUGGUGAAUUUAUAAGGAACAUGUGUGCACUUGUGCAACCUUAGCAGGGUAAAGCCGAGGUGGAGCUAUAACUGAGCUGCAUUUGCAUUUUUUAUUCGGAAGAGUAACAUUUGAGGACAAGAUGGACUCGAGGGGCUGAAUAAGGAUCGUGCAAAAAUGGCGAUUUCAAAGUCAGAGGACACAAUCGCCAUAUUGGAAGCAUUUAAACUCUUGGUGAACCUACAAACACCUGCAAUGCACCUACCUAUAUUUAUGUACAGUAUAUGUGAGUAUGAGGGUUGAUUCUUGUCUUCACACACCAAGUGCAAGUAAAAUCAUUUGCGCGAAUGAGUCAAUGGAAAGACGUGAUUAGAUGUUCCUACUACUCUGGCGGCGCGAAUGACGCGAAUUGGGCGGAAGCUGAAUAUGUCUCAACUUGAGCGGAUAUUUGCGUCAUGAUAACUAAUCACGACGUAUCAAAACGGACGGUUGUUCACUGGUAUCUAAAAUGGAGGACAAACUGAUCGUGUUGGUGUGUGGGUGCCCCGAAUUAUAUGAUACCUUUUCUUUCAAUUAGCGAAACCGGAAUAAAAAGGAGCUCGCCUGUGAGAAAGGAGGUUGGAUUACCUGGUAAAUUGUAAAAAACCUUGUCUAUCACUUGAUCUCGCUAGUGGAAUUGACAGGGUCUAGAUUUGCCGAAUUAAGCGAGUAGAUGAUUUUACUUGCGCUUGGUGUGAGCGCCCCAUUACUGUACAAAUUUAUUGAAGAUUCUGGGAUUUCAGACCUAAAAAGUCAAAUCUUGAGACCUCGAGAUCAGUGAUCCAUGCAGAUGUUGGAUGCUUUUCAGCUUCACCUCAACUUGCAGGUUUUAGAAAGAAGGCGAUUUGCCCAUGGAUCUCAUAUCGCUAGAUGCCUCAGAACCAAUAUAAGACAACAGCAGAGCAUAUGUCAAGACUGCCGCCAUCUUGAAGCGGUACCAGCAACUGCUGGCAAGCAUGGAGUUGAAUGUAAACAAAUGCAGUUAUCAGGUAAACCUCAGGCUUCCAAAACAACUGACCGCAAAAACCAUUGACAAGCACCGCUCCAAAAUGGCGGCAGUCUUGACACAUCCUGGGCAAAUUCAAAAUCAAAUUAAACUUUAUUUUUAUGGCACUUUUCUGACAAAAGAUGCAGUUCAAAGUGCCUCACAGAGGCUAAAAACAACAAUUAACAGCAAUACAACCCAAACCUCCCACCCACACAUAAACACACACAGGCGCACACAGUGUGAGAAUUUAAGAUAUAUCGUUAAAGAGACAUGGCCUGACACAGAGACAUUACAUAAGGAAAGAGCUACCUCUGGGAAACACUGGAGAUAAAAAGAUAAAAAAUGAAAUGGUGAAAAGAAAGACUAAAACCUGAUGGACUAAAACAAGAGAAUAAUAUUAAAUUAAUAGAUAAUCAAGAGCUCUUUACCAUGUAAAAGAGGUAAAAGAAGUAAAAACCUCUAAGAUGGGAGUUAAUUAGUAGAAUGACAUAAAAUAAACAUUAAGAACUUCCAUUAAAAUGAAAAUUUCCAAUAAGAGAAAUAUAAAAAGGCAAUUAGUGAAAAGCCUCUUCUUAAAAGCAUCAACAGUCUCUGCGGCCCUGAGGCUCUCCGGCAGGCUGUUCCACAACCGGGGACCAUAGAAACUGAAAGCCGCCUGUGCAGGAUCUAGUGAUGAUGAUAUCUAUGGGUUUGUCAUAUGAAAUCAGAUGUCCCGCAAACAUACUCCAAAGUAAUGUAACAAAAGCCCUUUUCUUAUAUGAUAUGGAUUCAGAAUUGUAAUAUCAGUUUUCAUUUGAGAUCGUAAAGAAGACCAAUUUAUGAACCAAAGGCUGGAAGUGGCGCACAGCUUCGUGGUUUCCAGCUGUCAAGACCCAGUUGGAAGGGAGCUAAGCCACAUCAACAAUGCUCAACAAUGAUGCUGUUUCACCCCCCCCCAAUCAAACAAAGACGUAACUUAUUCAGAGGUGAUUCAACAGGCUCCAGAUGGCUGAACACUGACGUAACAGGGAAUUCUGAUUGGGGAAAACCUCCAUAGUUGUUCAUAAAAAUGCCCCUCAGUCCUCAUGUUAAGCGCACACACCGCCUAUUGUAUAAGUGUUGUGAUUGACUGAAAUCAGGCCAGAUUAAAAUGUGUCAGAACAGGAGGGAGCCAAAUGUAACAGAGCCUGAGCAAAUGAAACAUGAGCCUGCAGAUUUGUCUGGCUCUCAGGCUGGCAACAAAUUCGAGAUCACUACCUUCAAUAUGCGUCACUGUAUGAACACCUGGGUGGUCCUUUUAGAUUAGACAGAUUAUGCUAAAUUUUACAGAGGCUAGUUCCCUCCUUGUUUGUUCGGCUAGGCUGACCCCACUCUGACUCAAGCUCUCUACUUUGCAUAUCCCUGAUAUCGACCUUAUUAUAGAACAAAGUUCUGAUGUAUAAUUUCUUCAAGUGCUUUUAAAACUUUCCUCAAAGUUGCAACGUGUUAUCAUUGCAUAUUCAACCCAGCUGGACUUUUCAUAUACUGAGAUUUUUCCAUUCAGACACUGUGAUUUAAGAAACAAGAUGUGAGUGUAUUUCUUAUUCAACCCAGCGAUCAUCCUCCUCCUGUGUAAUCUUAUUUAAAGAGCGUUAAGCAGCACUUGUUCUGCCGCGGUAUUUUUAGCCCGCAGAAUUAUUCCUCAGUGUUGCAGAUGUUCACAUCAGCCCGUGUGAGUGUGUGUUUUGAUUCGAGCUGAAUGCCGGCUGUGAUAAAAAGCAGUCACUCGAGUGUAUUUAGUGUAUACUCACACGCUGCGCUUCUCUUUUUUUAACACACCGCAAGCAGAUCUGCUCUUUAACCUUUCCGAUUGACCUGAACCACAUCCACGGAGGGGGAGUCAAUGCUCAGUCGUCAUAGCAUCACGCAAGUAAAGUCAACCAACCAGAAACUAACUGGUAGUGAAACUUCCCAUAGGCAUGACCUCGAUUAAAGCUACUGCUCCAUAGCCAAAAUAUAGACAGGAAUUAAGGGAAAGGAAAGAGAUGUUGUAAGCUCAAAGUCAGGGAAAACAAGGUGAUCUGUUGGAAUUGGAUCCACUGGUUUGACUCAUUAAUUGUUCCAAAACCUCUAUGUAUGGUUCAGCUUUCACAGAUUUGUGCACUAGCCAUGUAGCAGGUUUUUCAUGCAUCCCAGUACCAUCAGGGAUGCUUUUGAAUGACAACGUGGCGUCCAUGAUUUCCAAGACGAAUGUCCAAUUUUAAAUUCUCGGACUGCAGGACAGUUGUUAUUUUGAGCCUUUUCACAAUAAAUUCCACAAUAACAGAGUCACAUCCGUUUUUGACGAAGUGUAAAAAAUGUGAAAUUGUCGAACAGUUUGCUCACGCAGUCUAUUACAAAGUGUUGAACCUCUCCUCAGUCAUGUGGCUAGUAUGAAAAUGAAUGGAAAUAAAUUUGGUUAAUUUCCAGGUAUUAAAAAGUAUGGAAAAUAAAAAAUAAUGUAUUGAGAAAUUUUAUUGGCUAAUUGGCUAAUUGCUUUGGGGUACCACUCUUAAUUUGAUCUGGCGUACAUAUUCUCAUUCAUGUAUGCAAAUUUGUUACUAAAGGGUAUACAUAAUACAUUUAUGUAUACAAACCAUGUGCAAUUUUAGACACACAUAUGCAAGUACAGUCGUAUGCUAUGGGCAUUGUGCAAUUUCGCACAUGACUCUCUAAUCAGCACUUUACAAUACUCUUUUAAUCUUUUUGGUCCCCUUACUAUUGAUCACCUAGUUUUUUUGGUCUGUGUAUGUGUUUAUGUAUAUUAUGUGCAUGUUGUUAGUGCUUUGUUUUACUAUCUUAGUCAUGUUGUUUGUACUUUUAACACUAUUGCUUUUAUGUUUAACAUCAACCUGCCAAUGGAAAUUAGCCAUUUGGCGAUAAUCCCACAUAUUUACAUGUAAAUGUUCAUCAAUAUGUACGGUUCCCAUUUUUAAAAAUAAAUAAAUAGAAAUAGAAAUAUUUACGUUUUCAGACUAUUAACCCUGUUCUGAAAUAUUAUUUUCUAAAAAUUAGCUAUUUCCAAAAGUAAUUUCACCAAUCUGGAUCGUGUUUUAUGCUGAGCCUAGCACAGUUUGUGUCAGAGGAAACAUUUCAAAAAUAUUCCGCCUCUUUUACCUGAUUAAUAAGUAGUAUGCCUAGUCUGUUGCCCCAUGACCCUCCUCCACCCCUGUGUGAGUCUGUGUGUGCAAAAAACUAUAUAUAGAUAUAUUAGAGAAAAGUAAUAGCACACCGUUCCGAUCAAACCGCACAAUGUGCAAUUUUUCCUACAACUCUUUAAGCUGUAGAGAUAGUAUGGCAUCGAAAUUUUUUCGGAAGAGGAAUAAGAAAAAAAUCACGGUAUAACAAAAGUGCCUUGGGGCUUUUUCCCCAUGGUCCUAACUAAACAUGAUGUGAAAUAUGAUACACUGGUAUAUUUACUCAGAUGUGGCAUAUUCUCUAAAAAAAAAGCACAGAUAAGUCUGAAAAAUUAGGGUAUGAAAAAGUAUGGAAUUUUGAUUUUCCAAAUGUGUAGGAACCCUGAAUAUGUUGCGUGCGUUCAGUUUAAAAAGAGCUCAUGUAUUUGCAAAAUUAAAUGUUAUCUUUGCACCAUUUUUCAGUUGAGUCGGGAAUAGACCCUGAAUGAUUUGCAAACCACCUGAAUCUGUUUAUGAUAAGACCCCAGUUUAUUGGGAUUGGGGUUGUGUGAUAAACAUGCUAUAGUUUCAAUACUGGGAUCAAAAGUUGCCUCAGUGCAGCUUUAAUUUAAAUGCAGAAUUCAUUGAUCCGACAGAAACAGCCAAUCAGCAUGCUUCCCUUUCAAAAGCAUUAUCUAAAUGUGGCUCUGCUGCGCCGUGUAUUCUCUGCCCUUUGUGUGGCAUUUACAGAUAAUCAAUAGCGUGUGUUGUGCUGAGCUGUGGACUGUGUUGUCCCACAGAGGUGGACUGCUGCGCUGUAAAAGGUUGAACAGCAACACUGUAAAGUGAGGCGGGACUGCUGCUGAUACAGGUACAAUGGAGAGUAACAGUGCAUCACACCGAGACUGGUUUAAGAAACAAGAGAGGUACAAGACAGAGGGCUGGGUAUUUUUCUUUUUCCUCAUGUUGUUGGCACUGAGUUCGCCUUUUUUAUUUGGAUGUAUUUAAGGAUAAAGGGUGAAAAUGGUCGGGCCACAAGGCGAGGUUAAUCCCAAAUCAUUCAUUCCUCUUUGAUUCGCUGAUUAAAAUCAUGAAAAGUCCGACAUUUGAACCACCCAUCAGGUGUCUCGGCAAAUCUUUGAAAUCGAUGAAACUGACUCCUCUCAUUGUGCUUGCAGCCUUAUUUGUAUUCUCUUCUCAUACGCUUGUAUUCCCUGCCAGAUCCUAUAAAACUUUAACUUUCCCGCUGGGAUUUCGAGGUUUCGUAAGAUAUUAUCUUUUCAAAUAUAAAUGAAUAUUUGUAGAAGCACCUGCUGCCCUCAGACCAACUCUUCCCUUGAUUAAAAUCUUCCAAUUUCAGGAGAAACACGACCUUGUCUUGAAUCCUUGAACGCCGUUUUCCUGCGCAGUGGAGGCGAGAAUAAGUAUUUGUGAGUGUCUUUUCUUUGCUACAGUGAAGUCUGGUCAGCAGCCUGUGAAAAAGUCUGCUUGGAUUGCGGGGACUGGUUGUGUGUGGUUCUAGUCUGGUGAACUCGGAGACUGUGUGACAGGAAGAGGAGAGAGGAAACAGACAGGAGACCUUUAGAGUCUUUAGAUAUCUCACAGGAACUCUUUAUGUUGGAAACACACAACCUGUGGAUGUCGAUUGCAUACAUUUGAUUACAAGCUUGCCCUGUCCUCUUUGUGAAUGGCACCCACUGGUCCACAUAUGGUCACCUCUUGUCCUUAAAAACCAAUACGAUAAAGCCAGAGUGCGAACCCAGGACCUCGGAAGGGCGUACAGGAAAAUGAGGACGCAGGGGCUGGAGGUUUAACCAGCUCGGACAGCUCUGAUUGAUACAGCUGACUGUGGACUUAUCGACAUAACCCUGACAUGUGUUUCUGCUUGUGUAAUGCUGUGUGUAGAUUGAAAGAUUAUGCAUUAGUUUCGCUGCAGCAUCGGGGUUGGAAAUCAGUAUUUCCAGCCAGGAGAGCUGAUGAAGAGCUCUCCGUGGUCACAUUUUUGGGUAUCUACAGUAUGUCAGAGAGAGGCUUUUUAUUAUUGGCGUUUCAUUGAUUAUGUCAUCACAGGCUGUUGGCAUAUUUCCACAUUAGAGCUCGAGACUGUAAGGAGUUUUAUCUCUAGAGGCCAUCAUCCGGCUAAUAAGCUAAAACACAGCUCAGUGUUUAUCAUAAUGGAGACAGUUCGUUUAAAAGAAAGACUCACAUUCCUGCACUAUGCGACAUGACAACUCGAACAUGUACCGGCAAUCAUGACAAAGCUGUGACUCAUUGCGUCAAUUUAGCAAUGCGGGUGAGUCAAAAGGGAAGACAAACAUGUCGAGUUAAGUUGCCUGGAUGAAUGGUGCUACGUGAAGCGUGGACAUGAUGCAUCUCCAAGACCUUUUAGUCCCAGGAUAUUUUUUUAUCUUGUCUUCAUGGUUGAUUCCAAUAGUACAUGUCUGUAGAGCCGGAGAGCCAAGCAGAUCCACAACUGUAACAGAUCCACAACCCUCUUUGUGCCCCUGCUGGACAGAGUAGGUCAUUGCGUGACAGACCCACAACCCUCUUUUUAACCGCAUCUGUUUUUGUGAACAGAAAUUUAAUUUAAUAAACAAGUUAAUAGAUCAAUAAGUGACCGCAGUCACAUAUUAUUAUCUAACCAAAAUUUGUGAAGAAAGUGUUCAUUUCUUGGGACUCUGCCCACUUCCUUUUAAGGAUUUGAGAUUUAUUUGACAUAUAAAUAAGUGCCCACAGUCACAUAUUUCAAUAUGAACCUAGAUUUCAUUCAUUUUACAAUUUUUUGCUUAUCAUCUUUUUAUGUAUUGUCUGCCUACCUAUAAUAUUUUGGGUUCAUUCUACCAAAAUAUCAACUUAUAUUAUCCCAAUAUCAUAGGGAUUGACCUUGCUUUGAUACUAUUCAUUCCUUGGCGAUGAUUUUGACCCCUGAAUGCAACAGUAUGUGUCUGCAGUGCAGGAUUAAUGUGAUAUUUCAUGUUUUUCUCGUAUAUUUUCAUGUGCAAUCUCAUGAACAUUAUUUGUCAUCACAUUUUCAGUUCAGUUUCAUUCACUACAGUAGUACAUAACCCAAUUCCACUGAAGUUGUAAAAUUGUGAUAAACGUUAUUAAAACAGAAAACGAAUAUAUGAUUUGCAUGAAAUUCUGAGUUAAUUAUUAUUUGCAAAAAAACAUAAGUAAAGUUUAUGAGUUUGAACAUGAAAUAUCUUGUCUUUGUAGUGUAUUCAGUUGAAUAUAGGUUGAAAAUGAUUUGCAAAUCAUUGUAUUCUGUUUUUAUUUACGUUUAUCACAAUUUCCCAACUUCAAUGGAAUUGAGUUUUGCGCAUUCCCGACUUCCGACAAGCCAAUGUUAGCAUUAGCUUGACCAAGAUUCGAUAUUCAUUGCAGACUGUCAUGGAAAAAUGGAUUGGGGAAUAAUGCCAUAAACGGAGCCUGUCACAUUUACAUUUAUUUCAAAUUCAAGACGACAUUUUUAUCAAUUACUAAAAAAACAUGUGAUUCACGUUUGAUACUCGAUCAUGACGUCGUUCCAUUCGAGCCAAUAACUUUUGAGAAAGGAGCAGCGGUUAAAAAGAGGGUUGUGGAUCUGUGGACACCCUCUACUCGAUGAGUCAGCAGUUGGAAAGAAAAAAAUGAUGUUUGACUGAUUUUUUGGACAGGUUGCACAGGUUUUUCCCUGCGUUUGUUAGCUAAUUUAUUCAUUCUUUGGACAUUAUUGAAAUUAUUUCGAGAGAAAUACGUCCAUUUUUGAUCGAAAGACAAACACAAAGUCCUAAAAAAGCAAAACAAAGUAUCAGUAGAGUCUUGAUUAUAGGCUUUCUAUCAGGAUCUUAGAUAAAACCAGUGGAAGUUUUAGUUUAAGAAAUCUAAAUGUUCUUGAAAAAUGAAGGAUUGAUUGUGUUAAAAUGAAGUUAAAAAUGGUUUUAAGUAUGUUUUUAUUGCAUUGAGAGAACCUCCUUGCGAUGAGGUCGUUCUGUAGCCUCUGCUGCAUGAAACCCUCACAGUUUUUGAAUCAUGUCUUUUUCCAUUACGCCUUCUAUACAAACAUCCUCACUCUGCAAGAAGUUCAGCCAGCAUGCAGAAUCUUCAAGGCGUUACAUAAAAAAAGAAAUCUGCAUCCGCAUCUUUCCGUGCAUGUGUCGACAAGCGCACGCUCGCCUGAGAGAAAAACUCUGAGAGCCAAAGCAUGUUGUCUUCAUCUCGUACCGCUAAAUAAAGCGAAAGCACUUCCAGGGCGACUUUUUUAACAACAUGCAGCGAUGUUUCAUUUAUGAACAGAGCAAAGUCGCAGAGGAAGACUGAGUGAAUGAGUGAGAGGGUGAAAGAAAGGCAGCGAAUGAAGAGAAGGGUGAGGAGAGGAUCGGGCGAUGGUUGGAGCUGCCUCGCUAGAAGCUAAGGGUGCGUUAACUUGGAACAUUAAUGAUGUGGAAGACAGAGGGGAAAAGAAGCUGCAUGUCAAGCAAAUUAGGAAAUUUAAAGUGACACAUCAGCGCCAGAACGGAGUAAGAUAUCCGACUGACAUCAUGUAGAGUGAGGGCAACGAGAGGGCUUAAUGUGAAGGGGUCACGCUUACUACAAUACAGGGAAAAGACAAUGAGUGAAGAAGAAAGACAAUGCUGAUUGGGUAAUAAGGAGAUGAGGAGAUGGCUUUGUGAGUGUAGAUUAGAGUGAAAAAGCUCCAUUAGCGGUCAAUUAGGAAAUCUCUUGUGAAAGAUCGAUGCCAAAUCGGGCAAUCUUCUUCUAGAGGCAACAGCACAAAUUCACUUAAUUCUGCAGUAGAAGAAACAUGCGAAACCCAUACAGGAGGUCUCUUAUAAUUGAUCAAUUACAUGGUAUUUAUGGGGCAGGGAAUUGAUUUUGUUCAUACAUUUUAAAUGAUCAAGUUGAGAAAAUGGGAAAAUAUCAAUUCUCAUUCUUAAAGCCCUCUGUGAAAACUUUUUUUUCCCUUUAAGGUCCUUACACAUCGGGAAUGACGCAAAUAUACAACGCAAAAUUUCGAAAUAUUCAGAGGCGAAUUUUGACGCGCCUGACUAUACACAUUAAGCGCAUUCGAUUUUGCGACUUUCUCGGGGGAAAAAAAGACACGUCCCACUGUCGUGUCAGAAGUCUGACACAACAGCAGACUGACUGUUUUUCAGUUCUGAUUAGACACUCGUGUUGAGAUGUCUGUCUGUCAUGAUAGCAUGUACUGAGUCGGGGCCAGUACCGGAUAAGCACAUUAAACUAUAAUCCAUAAACGUAAGGUAACAACCGAGACCUAAUGGUUCUGUGACAGCAACGCUGUGAUUGAGUUUGAGACAGUGAAAAUACAUAUGGUAUGUUGUAUCUGAACAGGUUAGCUUACGAGCUAAAGUUACUUAGCACAGAUGAAAGUUAAAACAAAGACGUUUAACAAACUGUUAAAGCACACAAACCAUCGUCAUAUGAGAAAUCUGACGCUAUGACUCUCCACAAGUUGUCCUUCAGGUCGUUAUCUUUGUAAUGUUUGUGUCUUUUAUCAAAAAGAACUCUGUUCUCCGACACAUAAACAAUCAGCCGGUCGGCCAUGUUGGAUAUACCGGUGAAUCAGACGUCACAACGACACGAAAUCUGAUUGGUCAGAAUUGGACACACAGUAUGUGGAACUUUAGAAAAUUCUACCGUGAUACAAAAAUAAAUGCCGCUAGACGGGAAAACAUUGCUGAUGUGAACACUUGUAUUGACAGGAUAUGGGUGCAAAAAAAAAUAUUGACGUCCGAAAUAAUCGCACGAAAAAAAAACACUCCUGGUGUGUACGGACCUUUAACAGCCCUAAAUAUAAGACAAGUCUUGGAUUGACAGAAGUGACAACUUUCCGUCAAAGAUCAGGAGUUAGGGUUUAUAUGACCUAAACCAACUUUGUAGAAACCUGACUAUCUUGUCAGUGGGGGUCCUUCAAAUCUAAUAUAACAAGAAUACUCAGUGUGUAUGUUUGUAUGGCCGUGGGAGAGAGACAGACUUCGUAGCGUGUCAGAGAACAGGCUGUAAAUCCCACACAGAUUCAGAACCAUGGACAGCACCAGCAGUCACCAAACCAACAAGUGAAUCAGGAGCAGUUGGGAAGCAGUCAGGCGUUUCAGUCGGGUUUUAUAAAAGGAAGUUUUUGGGGAACAAGCUGUUGGACAAAUGAGCAAUCGUCCACUUGUUUGUGGAAGUUUUGAAAGUGAGCGCCUUCAAUGAUACAAAGAUGGUGGUCUUUUGAGUGACCUCUCUUUAGCCAAAGUUAGUCUUUUAUUUUCUGUUAUAAGUCAAUUUUCUUUCUCCAUAUACAUUUCUCCAUCUCUUGACGUGAUGUGCUUUAAUUCACAAUGAAAUAUCACCCUGCCUUGAACUCUACCGUACAUCCUUUGUCUAAACCGGGCUUUCUGCUGACAAGUCAUUGCACAGUAUUUCACAGAGUGACACGCACCCGAUCUACGCUCUGCUAUCUCAAAGCCGACAUGGCCUCUCCAUCAAUAACGUGUAUAUCCUCUGUUGCUCCCCUAUUCUACUUUUAAGAUACGACUUCAACAAACAAACCUCCUCCCCCCCGCUUUUCUGUUUUCUGCCGCUUCAAACCCAAGUCUGAGUGUUUCCACAGAGCCUCCUGCUGAGUUUGAAGAUGAUACAAUCCUUAAACACGCACUCUGGGAGUUACUUCAGGAUAAUUGUGAAGUUUUACAGAUUUUUCCCCCUCUCCUCGUUUUUAGUUUUUAAGCUUUGCGUGUUCGGGAGAUAAGUGUGAAGUCUCUGCAAGUCUCAUCUGAAAUCCCUGGAGCUGAAAUAUUUCCGACUGGAGUAGAUUUUUUCUGAAGCACUUAAGUCAUUAUAUCAGUCUAUAAAGGGAGGACUGAGAGUGAACACUUUUCUCUUUAAUGCAGACUCAGCUGACAUGUAGAAAUGAAUAAACUGAGGAGUAAGUGACCCAAACCCUGAUUUACAUUUUCCAUGUAUAUUUCACACCCCUCCACCCACCACUUAACCUACAUGUCCUUGUAUGCUGGAUGAGGUCCUCAGUAUGCAGCAGCUGAGCUUUGAUAAAGAUGAAUACAAGUCUACCGUAGAUUCGUGCCCAGGCUUAGAUUACCCCAGUUAUCCUGUAGUGUGUAAAGUGGUAAGAAUUGGCACAGGGAGUGGGGUUUAAUGCUUCUGGCUGUUGUAAACAUUGUCAUAAUGUAGGCUAAAACAUCUUCAGAGAGCUUUUCUUGUGCCUUUUGUGCAAAUUCAGUCAGUCCAGAUAAAGAUCUUAAGGGUUUUUAAAGGGUUUAAUGUCCCAGUUUGAGUUUCUGUGUGGUCUUUUCAAACGAGGAAAGUCGGAUAAAAUUCCCUGAAGCCAGAAAUUUGGGGGAAAAUGCCCUCUCAAUGACCUGAAUCCCAAGGCUAGGUUUUGGAAAAUUCCCCCUCUUGUUCAAACUACAAUUAAAAUUCGGAACUGAAAAUGUGAGCCAAGAAAAAGGUCAAUGCCCAAAUGCCCCAGUUCCCUCUUUUUUUGUCUCUUGAUUCUGCUUUGAGGAGACAGCCAUACAGAGGCUGGCUAAUGUUGGCGUUCAGUAGGACAGUUUGAACCAGAGAUUAGUCAUAUUCUUGAAUUUUGGGAGCAAAAAAAAAGUGGAGAAAUAUCUGUCUAGUAACAAACUGAAAACCUAAAUAUCUUCAAAAUAGAAAGGUAUAAAACCAAGAAUGACAAACAAAUUGAACUUUUGGAAAUUGAAACCAUGUUCAUCAAUUUUCAUGCUUGUACAAAUAACUGGCAAUGCAUCCAUUAAAAUUCUGCUGCCUUCGCUUGAGACGAGACAUAAAAACAUUUUGCAGUCGGCUAUUGAACCACAGAUUUCUCUUUGAAAGCCAUAACGGACGUAUUUGCUGAUAAAAUCUAAUAAAUGCCAGAGAGAGGGUUUCUAAUCUACUCUGAUGGGCUUUUUUUGUUUGUGCUCCUAUAGAUGCUACCUCGCCUGAACCCUUUUUUUGGAUCGCUUCACUUCGCAGUAAAAACCCAAACCGGAGCUGCGGUAAAUGUGAAAUUAAACAUUUGUUGACAUGCACCCGGAGCUGAGUGUUUGAGGCUGUGUUUGUGUUCUUGCUGACUGAAGUAUGUGGUAGCUGAGCGGGGAGGUUUGAGCCAGCUGGCGUCAGAGCUUUCUGUGAUUGGGAGGUUUGACAUACGAUGCAGCAAACAGCUUCCAUCCAAGAUACAGUCGCCACCAGCGUUUGGUUCUCACUGAGGAUGGGCACUUAUUGGUCCAUGGGGAGUUAUGUGUGGCCAUGAUGUUGCACUGGUUGAAGCAGUUUCCCCCUCUCGCUGUGACUGCUCUUAUGCAAACGUUUAUGCCUCUAUCCACUGGAUCCGUUUAUGCUUUUAGAGGUUUAAUGAAAAGACAGAGAAGAUCAAUACCUGUAAUUACAACGUGAAAAUGACUUUUCAAUGAGCCUCAUGAGAGUCCUUUUUAGGGAAAAGCCCAUCAAUAAAGAUGAAAUAAAGUACAGUGCACGGCUCUGCAAGAUCAAAACACAGAAAUCCUCUAUAUAAGGGCUUUGGUCUGCCAUUUGUUUUUACUAAUGCAGCGUUCAAGUUACCUCGGAAGUCAGAUGUCGGGGCUGGGAAUGACAUUAUUCCCGAGUUGACGGCGUUCCAGUUAACAAGUCGAAAAACCAAGAUGGAUGCCUACAGUUACCCGUUGUUAGAUGUUGUUUACAAUUGUCAGCUUCUGUUAGCUGUUGUCAGCGGUUGUUAGUUGUUAACAAUUCCAGAUGUAAACAACGCAUAACACAGAAUUUUACCCUUACAAACACCAUAGCACCGUGUUCACAGUUAGACGUUGGGCAUCACAACAAAUACCACUUAUUUAAUUUAACAAAAACAAAACAGAAAUGCUAAUAAAUAAAACAUUACCAGAGCUUUAACUGUUACUCUUUACUGUUGAUGCACUGCGCUGCCAUAUUGGAGUAUGAUGUUGUCGUAAAUUCGGGGUUGGUGAGGAGGAUCGUCCGUCUUUCUGAGUCGGAAAUCUGACUUCAGGGGGGAAUUCCAGAUGAAUUUCUGACUCGGAGCUCGGAAAUUUUGACAUGGCUGAAGUCUCCUGAUAGUAUUACAAGGACCUCAGGUUCUUGAGUCUGUAUCCUAGCAACAGUAUCAUGGAGGACGUCACAUGGAACUUCAGCCGUUGCCUGUAUUCACAUGCUGCUAGAAUUGAGCUGCCCAUAUGGUGACACUUCCAUUGGUCUAAAGUAUGAAAAUGUCCGUGAGUAUGAGCCUGCCUUCUUUUACAACACUAUUUAAUUUCAAGAGCAUUUAUAAACCCAUUUUGUUCCAACUUCUUGAAAAUUGUCCUUUUUUGUGGGAAAGAAGAAUGAGAUCUCUGUUGAGUUUGUGUUUCAAAGAAGUCAUUUUCAAGUCAGUACACUGGCCUGUCAACCAAGUCUGAACAAAGCGCACCGCUGCUUCCUUUGAAUGCAGAUUUACGGAUCCUUAGUUUAUGGAGGGGACUGACAUCAAACAUGGGGAAGCAGGGGGAAAGGCCUCAUGACAACAUAAGUUUGAGCUACAUCAGUCAGACAGAAAUGGAGUUCACAGAGGAGUCAGACUUUAUUUUAGCAGUGUUUGUGUGACUCCUCAGUCAGUCAGUCACCUUUUAGAGAAAAUGCAGCCAGAGAAUAAAAAUCAGGAAGAGAAGUCUGAGCCAUCAGGUGAAGAAAUAGGACUGCGCCGUCUCGUCUUCAUGUCAGGUCAAACAGUCAGCUGGAAAACGAGUCUGGAUUUGAUUAUUAGGGAUGGUGAACAUAGCGGCCUGAAUUCAGGCUCUCCUCAAGCUAAAUUUCAGGGUGCUUAUCUUUACUCUAAUUGGAUGGAUUGUCAUCAUAUUUAAAGCUUUUAGAGGAUAGAAUUUAAAGACCCCAUGAAUGAAACCGAUUCUUUAAUGUAACACAUCUCAGAGUGAGGCAGAUUAUACGGGAUGGUUUAAGUGUUGGAGGGAUUUUAAUAAAUCUCCCUGAUUUGAUUUAUUGUGCUUCAGCCCGGUAAGUAUGUAUCGACACAGAUCUGCAUCGAUAGAAGAUUGGGGCUGCUGGGCUCCAGCCAAACCUCCCUCACUUUUAUUGUUGGACAGGCACAUGAAUAUGCACUCAAACGCAAUCUUGUUAAAUUGAAACUUGGUUGUCCUGAGAGUGGAGCUCAAAGCUGCAGAUACUUCCGCCCAUUUCACCAACUGGGAUGUUGCGUUGCAGGUUUUGUCACCCACAUGCAUUCACUUAUUUAGCAUUUAGCAACAUAUCCAGCCUUUCAUGGGAGGAGGCCGCACAGUGAAGGUAACCGAUUUCAACUUUAAGGGGAGGAUGCGAAGCCCCUAAACAAAUUUGCUCAAGUUGGACGCCCAACCUGUGACUCACAGUUUUGUGAUGGUCUUGAGUGAGCGGACAACAACCCUACAAACUAAUAGUCAUUUCCGACAGAUUUGUUUACCCCAUCCUCUCUCAAAUGGCGAGCAAAGGUAAUAGCUGCUUUUGUUUGGAGAUGGCGAAAAAUUAAUGCGGCCCAGGUAAACUCAAGAGUCAGUUAUGCUUCCUGCUUUGAGACUCCGGCUCUGAGAUGCUGCGGUGUCCAUGCACAUGGUCGCUCUCUGAAAAUCCUCUUACUCCUCACACACACAUGCACAGUCGCACACACUGCUGUCUCCCCUCUCAUUUUCUCUCCCUAUCUGUAAUACACACACAUAAAAUACUCAUCCUUACUCACACACACACACAGCGUGGAUUUGUUUUCUCUGUGAUGAGAGGGAUUAUGGGAUAAAGGAGGCGAGGCCACGCCAGUUUAGUUCAGUUUGGACCAAAGCUGCUCUCCGCAGGAGCACAAUGACAAACACAGAUGAAUGUCUGGAUGCACUCUGGAGAUCGUCAAAGGCGUUAGCGCCGCGGCUUCUGUAUGUUUUGAGCAUAAGAGCCUCUGAUUGGGAUUCUGAGGUGGCGGCGGAGUUGUUUUUCUUUCAGAUGAUUGAAGAUCAGCAGAAAAACAAGCGUCUGGCAGGAAUCUGUGGAUGGCUACAGAAUCAAGAGGCGUUAAACUCAAAAGCCCCAGAGUGUUGAAUUUUGCUCUAUUGGUUCAAAGGAUGACUUGAAUUUGCACUUGGUGUUACUGGGAGUUUUAAAACUAUGUCCACUUCUUGACUAGAGUUUAUGCUCUUUCAUAUGAGGACGCUUUUGUUUUUUUUUUGUUUUUUUUGUUAUGUUGCAAGCUAUGACAUAACUGCCUGAUGAAUUCAACCCACCAGCAGCACGAUAUGGGAAUCGACCAGCUGGAUUCCUAUGGCGGUGACGUCCUCAUCUAGUACGCUUCCUUUCCUUCUGUUUUUUACAUCUCCAUCUGCACUCACUCAUCAGUCAGGGCCUCAGCUCCUCCGCGUUAAUGCUGCAGCUCAGACAUGUGACGUCCUUCUGUGCAGAAUAUGCUGAGUAAUAGAAAACGAGUCGAGAUUUUGGCACUGAAAUGCGGUUGAUCGUCUCCGUUGUUAGUGUGUCUGCGCAUCACAGAGUUGAGGUCAGGACAGGGAAGUCAUAAUCGUGGUUUAUGGCUGCAGGAGGAAGUGUUCUUGAGAAUAAAUCAAACGGGGGAGAAUGAAGACGCUCGAAUUCAGUUGCAUUUCUCUGCCUUGAUGAUCUUUCAUUGCAGAUGUGAUUAUUUUUGUGGAGAGUUAUGGGAUGGGCUCCUUAUGGGCUGCGAAUUGAGACUUGAAUUUUUAACGGUUAAUUCAGGAGGAUGGUGUGCUGUAUCUUUACUAGAGGACAGACUUUCAUUCAUAUAUUACACUCCUAUCUCCGUCCCUCCAGUGACGCUCUCCUGAAAUCCUCAAUAACAGCUGAAAAUCUCUAGUCACCUUCAAAUCAGUGCUUUUCCAUUCAUGCGUGCAUACUUUUCACAGAGCUACAUACAUGCGGCCAUUGAUUGCCCAUCUGCAGACCCGAUUAGCUGUUAUUUGACUGCGGUUGAUUGCACUAAGCUGUGCUAUCUCACACCGCAAGCCACACACUGAGAGACAAGAAGUCUCUCUAAUUGGACUAAGAGGGAUCAAAACCAGAGCUGCACAGAGUGUUUCCAUCCAGAGAGAGGGGAAAAAGAGACUUUAAGAUUCACCUGUCAUUCUAAUUUGAAAGAAAGUGACUUUAAAAAGGACAGAGACAGACGAGACAUGUUCUGCAUAAUCAUUUAAGAAGAAAAAGUUCUGGUUUGGAGUGUGCUAAAUCUUCUUUUUCUCUUUACAUAGUCAAACUAUGGUUGAAGUCUGAAGGUUUAAUGUUUAAAUGUAAUCAGUUUGCACCUCUAAAUAGUAUGAUAUAUGAUGUGAUAUGAUGUAACUCGAUAUGGUGCAAUAAAAUAUAGUAGCUACCACUAAACAGACAAGGAUUUGAAGGGAUAGUAUAGGAUAUUGGAUAUUUUACAUUAUAUCACAUUAUAAUUUGAUAGUACAUGACAUGAUGCUACAGGAAAUAAUACAAUAUGAUAUAAUACGUCAGUAUGUGUUAUAAUGCAUUAAGAUUUUUAUAGAUAUUACAACACCAGAGAAAACAACAUGAAACAAGACAGAUUUAAUACUAUAUGAUAUAAAUCUAUGCAAUAUGAGUAUGAUAUAACACACUUAAUACUAUCUGACAUGAUAUUUUAUGAUACAAUGAUACAAUAUAAUUUGAUUGAUGUUACAUUACCAUUACACCAUACAAUACAAUUAGAUAUAGUAUGACAAGCGAAAGUAUGAUGCAGUACUAUAUGAUACAAUUCGAUAAGUUACAACUAGGGCCCGACUGAUAUGGAUUUUUUGGGACUGAUGCCGAUUAUUAGGGGGGGAAAAUCUGAUUACCGAUUAAUCUGUCGUUUUUUACAAUUUUUUUAUGAAGUUGUAAAAUAUAUAUAUGUACAGUAGAUAUCUACAGUAUACUAUAUACUGUAGACAUACUGUAGGUUACUGCUCUUCACGUCACAGGAAGACCGACUGAUCAAACCCGGACCAGAAAAGCGUUUUCAACUAAACAUUCAACAUUUUCGAAGUGAAACCAAAUCUUAUUCUCCGCAUUUUAUUUCUUAAAAUAUCGGCGAAAAUUGUCGAGUUUUGGCCAAUUAACGAUUAGUCUCAAAUGGGCUAAAAUUGGCCAAUUUUAUCAGCUCACCAACUAAUCGGUCGGGCCCUAGUUACAAUACAUGCUCCCAUGUGGUGCGAUUUGGUAUGAUGUGAUACAAUGCAAUUAGAUGAGAUGUGAUGCAUUCAGAUAUGAUUCGUAGUACUGUGUGAUACGACAUGAUACUCUACUUAACGUUAUGGUGCCAUAAACUCAAAUGUCUCUCUGAAUGACAGAGAAUCCCUCACACUGAGUUGACAGAGAGAUGUUCAUUAGGCUGACUUGCUUUUCCUUUUAUGUUUCAGCCAUAAGAACAAAAUGUCCGGCUGGCCGCCCCCUGGCCCCGGCUCCUGGAGUGGACUGCAGGGGCCUCCAUACAGCUGGGAGAGUAUGAACAUCAGCAGGGAGGGACGGGACUGCCUCACCACGUAUGUAUUCACCAGCAUGUGGUCUAAUCAUGCCUGAGUGGUUAAUGCCUUAUGAGAAAUGUGCAUUUACAUCUCAAUCACACAGCAGGUUGCGCGAUUAUCGAUAAAAAUUCCUAUCGUUUCAGCCAGUGCAACUUUCAAACAGUUGUGUUUCAGCUUCCUGCAGUAAGGCAGCCUUUUGAUGACAGUCAGCAGUGCAGCAGAACCACAUUAGAGUGGCAGCAUGAAUGACUUUACUAGGCAGCCUUUGGGGCUUUCUGCUUGGCAGCUCUUUUUUUUUUUUAAUCCAGCAAGCUGCCGUUUGAAACCAGGAGUCAUUUUUGAUGUGUUGUUUCAGCCCCAACAAAGAUUCUGAAAUUACAGUGGAUGAAAAGUAGCUGGGUUUAGCUUGACCUCACAAAUACAACCUUGGAUGAACUCACAAAAGGUAUUCAGCAUUUGGGUGAAUUAGCAUGCAUGCAUGCAGGGCCGGUUGUUUGAGUUUGUUUGUCCUGCGAGCGGAAACUUUCAGUCAGGUAAACAUGCAGAUCCUCAGAUUGGACGGUCAUCGCCUGCUCUGCAUGCAGCACAGUUAUUCCGGCCGUGUGAAAACUGUGCUGAAUCUGAAUGCUCUGUCUGUGUGAAUGGUGUGAAAGGUCUUCACUUUGAGUCAAGUUUAAGGCUUUAUUAGCUUUAUAAGAUAGGUCAGCUGGUCAGAGACAGGAGGUGUGGGAGGCUUCACAUCAGAAUUUAGUGUAAGUAUAAAAUGAACUGAGUACCUUUCUUUAUUGUUUUGCCUCUUUAUCACUUUUCUUUUUCAACUUCCUGCCAUGUUUGCUUCCCUCACCUCCUUAUCUUACACUUCCCAUCCUCCCCACCCUACAUUAAAUCCUCCCCCUCGCUCCUCAUAAAGGGAGAGUUUAAUAUGACAAGUCAGACAGCUCUGGUUACGUGGCUUUGUUCUCUGAGAAAAGCUGCUGGCUUUAGAGGAGGUGACACAGAGCGAGUAUCACAAUUGGAUUUCUAUGUGACAGAAAGAAAGAUUAAAGAGGGAGAGCGAGGAAAGCCAUUGAUUGAAUUAACUACAUCGGACAGGUAGCUGCGCUAACAGGAACAGACCGGAAAAGUUUUUGAAAACUUAGCUUCAAUCGGCCGCCUCUUGGAUCUGGCACUCCUUCCAGACUGAACUUGCGGACUUUGACCAAUCAGCAGCUGGUCCCCGCACAGUCACACACACAGAGACACUAGCAAAACAAGGUAAACAUGUAAAAAUUGUUAUUUAUUGCAAAAAAGAUAUAAUGUAGUGCUGUUUAACGUAGGAACAGAGGGAUGUGAAGAGCUGCUCAAGAAUACAAAUAAACACAACAAACGGAGACUCUAAACUAGAGUGGAAAAAUGUCACUUUCUGAAAUCAAAACAGCAGUUAAAACAAAAUGAGUGGUGAGCAGCUCCCAAUCCCUUACAAUUCCACACAAAAAAAAAAGAUAUACAAUUAAAUCACUUCCACACACGAAUGUCAACACAGUUUUCCUUACAAAGGAUCUAGAAAACCCAAGUGUCUGCGCCAAAAGCAAUGUUGCCAACUCCUCAGUAAGGAAAGUCGCUAGUGGCUGUCGUAAAAGUUGCUAGAAGUCGCUAGAUGACAUCAUCACCUAAUUUGCAUAAUUUCUCAGUCAAACCUACCGCUGACCGUCCACCCCCACCCCCAGGAGCAAUUUUUUUUUUGUUGGAUGGUAGGGGAAAGUCCCGCCUCCUUCGCCUCUGAUUGGCUAGAAAAACUGGAAACGUCAUCACACGCUCAAGCCAAACGCAGGCUGUCGGCUCUGUACAUCGAACAGAACAUUAUCGCACUUCUGAAUCUCCUAACCCUUAACCUAACCCUAACCCUAACCCAGUGGUUCUCAAAUCCAGUCCUCGAGCCCCCCCGUCCUGCAUGUUUUGGAUGUUUCCCUGCUCCAACACACCUGAUUCAAAUGAUCAGCUCGUUAUCAAACUCUGAGAUGGCUUACUAACGAGCUGAUCAUUUGAAUCAGGUGUGAUGGAGCGGGGAAACAUCCAAAACAUGCAGGAUGGGGGGGGCUCGAGGACUGGAUUUGAGAACCACUGCCCUAACCUGACAGACGAUGACGUUUCACAGCCAUUAGGAAUAACCAAUCGAAGCCCAGCACUUCUAGCCAAUCAGAGGUGAAGGAGGGUGGGACCUUCGCCCCCUGGGAGGAGGAGGAGUCUCCUGCGGGGUGUCUAUAUGUGUCUGUGUCUGUGUUUUUGAUGGACACCAGCUACCUGUUGAGAAGAGUAACAUCGAUAUCUGUGAGUCUCUAAACUCCAGAAAAAGUCGCUAGAUUUGUCGCUAGGCACUUUUUCGAAAAUAAGUCGCUAGGGGUGUCUGAAAAGUCGCUAGGUUGGCAACACAGCCUCAAAGCUGUGCUAUCGCUUUCUGUGAUCUGUAGGGCAGGGCUGCUGAUGGUGAAAAAGACAAUUGUCGUCAUACCCUAAAAGUUAAUUUAUUAAGAAGUAGCUGCCCCUUUGAAACAGUACAGAUUUAAACAUUGAUUCAACCUUGAUACCAAAGUUAAAGGCUGAUAUAAAAAGAUAAAGAUAAUCGAGUCCUACUGAUAAACUUGAAAAAAAAACCACAUUUAAAUUAUAAUUAUCACAGGACAAAGAACAAUCUCCGUCUUAAUGUCGCCAGGCUCGUCUUAUUCCCUCGAUAAAAGUUCAUGAUGCCGUGUCGCCAAGGUUAGCCAAGUCUUUUAAGCUUGUUAUGUAACUCUAAUGUGCCAUCCUUUGUCCUAGACUAUAUUACAUCUUUCUGAGUUAUAGUACCAAUCCACUGGAGUCCUUUGCAGCUUGCACGUGAUAAAGGGCCAUACUGUAUAAAUAGUACUAAAAAUUGAGCUCCUGUUUUGUGAGGCUCAUGACAACAUUGGGUUUAUGUUAGAGAACAAAUGUGAUUAGAGUAAAGCUACUUUUAAAUGCAUAAAGGACCUGAAACAUCCUUGUACGUUUGCAUAUCCAUGCAUGCUUUUCCAAUUCGCCCACGAGUAGCUUCAAAACCAGGAUUUGACCUUUUCUAUUCAGCUUUCCACUGACCCCCUGACAUCCAAGCUCUGCCCUCCCGUGGGGAUUAAACCCCUGCGCCCCUGACAAGGAAGAUGAGCCUGCAUCACAUAUUGGAACACGCUUCAUCACAGACAGAUUUAGUCUGAGGUUUUCUGCACCAUAUGCACAACACAGAUCAAUGUGAGAAUGCGCUAGGAGGGAAUUCAAUUGGAGGUGGGGUGGAGACUGAGGGCUCUAUUUUGGUGCCUCGCCGGAGAUCUGCCGCAAGCGCAGCGUCAAUCAGAUCCGCCGCGCUGACAAGGCGUUCCCAAGCACAUUUUGGUAUUUUGGUGAGCCGCGCAGCCCGGCGUAAGUAUCCCCCCUCCCUAACUCAGCUCCUCCCAGCACCAUAAGUCGGAGAAAGGGCGUGUAGUGAUUUUAACAAAGCCGAGACCUGUUUUCACCAAUCACAUAAGCUCCUCUCCUUGCCUUUAAAUCCGCCACCGGCGAGGCGUAUUACUAUUUUCAUGAAGUAGUCAAAGAGAUCAAGAGAUGUCUUAAGACAGUAAUGCCACAAGAUGGCGACAGAGGGCAGCUCCUCAACAAGUGUCCUCCACACUCUCUCAUAUGAGCACAGAUGGAUUUAGUGUGCGUAAUGUUGGUCCCACUGGUAAGACAAACACCCUUUUCCACAAAAAAGACACUCACAUAAAGUUGCUCAUAUUCAAACCUCACGUGACAAAGGUGGGUUGAGCGCACAGAUCACAACAUAAACUCCAAAAAUGGCAUUAAAAUUGGAACCAUCUGUGCGUAAAUGACGCAUCGCGCUCCGUGGCCUGGCUCUUUCUUUCAUAGAUGUUGGCAUAUAAAAUAAAUUUGGCUCACAAAACUGAAUAUUAUAAUAUCCGUAUGUCGGCUUAAAGUAGAUCACGCAUCUGAGCACUGAAACAAAUCAUCUGUUCAGUCGCAGCAGCAGCAAGACAGACAGAGGAUACGGAGACGUGUCCAGGUCGAGCUGUGCGAGAAAUAAGAGGAAGAGGAAGAAAGAAAAGGAGGGAGAUGAAUUACAUAUCUUGUUAACUUCAUCAUGUGUGUUUAUUUACUAGAUAUUUAAUUUAAUUUGAUGCGGUUUCAGCUGUGUUGAUUCGGUCAGGUUGUGUGUCCAAACGCGUGCCAAACGCGCUCAUCAGAUCAGAUAUAGAUCAGAAUAUAUCUAUAUAGAUCUAAAUGUAUGUGCUGACUCAGAUUAAUAGUUGAUGAUGAUUAUUUAAUGCACUGAAAUGUGCCUGACACUGUGGAAACCUGCCGGUGAGGCAUCAGUGUCGUAUGUCGAUACGCCGCCGGUCUACCAAAAUACUACUAGACCAGCUGCGUUCCGCCUUGCGCUGAAAGCUGACCAGGUUUGAAUCGGCGAGCUUUCAGCGCACUUUACACGCCGUUGGCGAGCACGAAAAUGUCACUGCGCCAGCUGAUUCUGUCAACACCUCCCCCUGCCACACCACCACGCCCAGCUUGGCGGAUCUCGGCUCGCCUCCGUGCGGCUCAUGCCACGAAAAUACCAAAUUGGCCUUACGCUGGGCUCCGCCAGACGAAAAUACAACUGCGCGGGGCUCGCCGCCCUCCGCCGCCUCACCGGCGCGAACGAAAAUAGAGCCCUGAGUCUGAUCCGGUUUGGUUGGAGAUAAAAUCCCACCUCAGACAGUUUGAACAUGUUUUUUUUUUUUUUUUUUUUUAUCAGGGCAGAUUUAGGCAAAGCUAAAGAUAUAUGUUGUCAUAUGCAUAUGCAAAAUCUGGAGAUUGGUCUACCAUGCAAAAGAAAAGAUAAAUAGCUUAAAGGUUCAUGCCAAAACCUGCAAACAAAUUAUCCAUGUCUAUGUGAUGUGAAGGUUAGGAUGGAUUAGACAGGAAAUUCACUCGCUUGACUGGACAGAUUGAGUCAGAUGAAGAUGGAAUGGACUUUAGCCAGGUAACAAUAGACACUCAGCGCUGAACUUAAUGUGCAGAGAGGGAGCAACGGCUGCCAAGGGAGCCUUUUAAGCUGUGAAAGCGGGAGGGCUGGAAACAAGAGACAGAGAGAGAGAAUGAGUUAACCCCACUGAAAGCGUAUCACCUCUUAAUUAACAGGCACUCUGCAUACUCGGUGUCCCGGUCGAGACAAGCCUCUGAGGUUCAGUGAGCGGGAAGCUUUAAUUUAAUGUGGGGGCAUUUGCAUUUUAGUGCUGCUCUCAUCCUGGAUGACUUGCAUUAAGGCAAAGAAAAGGUUGAUAUGGAAUUUUAACCAAUAUUAACACACAUUAACGGCAAUAUGGCGACACUGAUAAAUCAGGGUUACUGAUUAACUAAAGGAUGGAAAAUGCCCUUUUGAGGCAAAAUCAUAGACUGUAUAUACUAUGGACAACUUGGUUCCGCCUUCUGCCAGUAUAGGGAUUUGAAGCCAAAAAGCUCUCGGUAUUUCUGCGAUUUUUCUCCACUUUCUGAAACCAACAUUGCGCAGUAGUGUUGUAUGCAUUCCGCAGGAGAGUCGCCAAGAGUCGCUGUGAUGACGCUCGGCUCAAACAGCGUGUCCCCUGGGUGAGCUACGCUAUCUUCCUACAUCCAUAGGCUGUACUAAGUGUCAAUCAUUGAAAACACGAACCCCCAAAAACUUUUAAAAAUGGAGCUGUACAGAAAAAAGAGGACUUGAGCACAAACCAGACUUACUGUAACUACAUGUCAACAUCUCGAGCAGGGGGGAGAAAAAUUUAUAUUCUGUGUAAUAAAUCUCCAAAGUUUGUCCACAGCUCCAUAGGGAUUGCUGUCAGAGGCGGGAUUUAUGACGUAUACUGCAGCCCCGUCACCAGAGGGUGCUGUUCUCAGAGCGAGGAGGCAGACACUUUCCAUUCUAUAUCCAGUCUAUGGGCACAAUCCAGGAUUGAGAUCACUAAUAUUAACAUGAUUAGCUUGGUAUCUUCCUCUAUUCUUCAGCAGGAUGCGAGGAGACCAUUGGCCUGGUUAGGGGUCAGCCUUCGAGGGGUUUUCAGAAGCAGAGGUCUUAUUUAAGCCUCUGGUGCCCUAUCCGCUCCAAAAUAAAGGAAUAACCCCCCAAAAGACAAAGAAUAUGUUGUGUUGUAUCAUGCAGCUAGUCCCCUCUAGUUCCAUAUUGUUGGCCAGGCUACGUGCCCCUGACCCUCUGGCGUAUGGCAUCAUCAUAUGGCGUGAUCUGAGUGCUGCUCUGGGGAAAAAAUGGCUAAUCGAGUAAACGGUGUCUAUUACAAUGAUAAUAGUACUCAAGAUGCACAAAAAACAGAUAUUUUUAUCCCUGAGGAAUGAAUAAGUGUGACUUGAUUUAAAGAAUAGUCUGCAAACUGUCCUUUGUAUAACAGAGAUAAAUUGGCUCCAAGUCACAAAUCUUCGGCCUUUUCUGAAUGCAGGACCUGUUCUCUCUUUUAUAAGUGGCUCUUAAACACAAAACAUUGUUCCAAAAGACAAAAGCUGAGCCAAGAUUCAGAUUUAUGCACAGCUGAUCGAAUAGCUAUAUUCAAUCAUACUAAGUGUAACCUUUCCUUACAGAGCAGAAACGUAUUUCUUCCGUAGAAAUGAAUUCCCUGAUUGGAUUUUAAUGUGCAAUGAAUCAUUUCCUUUAGGAUACACUCUUUUUACAAGCAGCGGGUUAUCAGCAGUAUCUGCUGACUCAUUUUUACAUCAUUAUGAAAAAAGCAGGUCAAAAAACUGAACUGUGAGUGGAUUGUUUCUCCUCUUGUUUGUUUUCCAGCCAAGUGUCCACGAGCAGCUCGCUGGAGGAGGUUCACCUGGAUGGAGUCCCGCCCGCCCCUCGCCUGGUCGAGAUGAGACGGGAUCCGGUUCUAGGAUUCGGCUUUGUGGCUGGCAGCGAGAAGCCGGUGGUGGUCCGCUCUGUCACUCCAGGUAAAGAAAAUUGAGUAGCGGUUUAUUUGAUGCUAUCUCUAUAACGCAUUAUAAAUAUAUGUAUAAUGCGUUAUAAUCAUGUUACAGCACUGUAUAAGAAUAGUUAUAAACUCUCAUAAAUGAUCAUAAUGCUUUAUAGCAACAAUCAUAACACAUUAUAAAGCAUUUUAUCAUGACUUACAAGGUCAGGUAUUAUAAUGUGUUAUAACUGUUAACAACUCACUGACAAUAACCGCAUAGAUGAUGCAAUGCAACUGUUAUUAACAGUUAUAACACAUUAUAAUACCUGACCUUGUAAGUCAUGAUAAAAUUUGACAUUCCUUUCAUGGACGUUUUUAUUAACAUUUUGCACAGUAUUCCUCCAACCUUACUACGGACUAAAGGUCCUUACACCGGGAACGGCGCAAAUAUACAACCCGAAAUUAUGAAAUAUUCGGAGGUGAAUUUUGACGCAUUUGACUAUAAACAUCAAAAGCGAUGCGAUUUUGCGACUUUCUGGGGGGGAAAAAAAGAUGCGUCCAGGGUGGAAGCGAGAAGACUGACACAACAGCAGACUGAGUGUUUUUCAGUUCUGAUUAGACGCUAGUGUUGAGAUGACUGUCUGUCAUGAUAGCAUUUACAGAGUCGGGGCCAGUACCAGAUAAGCACAUUAAACUAUAAUCCAUAAACGUAAGGUAACAACCGAGACCUAAUGGUGCUGUGACAGCAACGAGAUUGAGUUUGAGACAGUGAAAAUACAUAUGGUAUGUUGUAUCUGAACAGGUUAGCUUACGAGCUAAAGUUACUUAGCACAGAUGAAAGUUAAAACAAAGACGUUUAGCAAACUGUUAAAGCAAACAAGCCAUCGUCAUAUGAGAAAUCCGACGCUAUGACUCUCCACAAGUUGUCCUUCAGGUCGUUAUCUUUGUAAUAUUUGUGUUUUUUUAUCAAAAAGCACUCUGUUCUCCGACACGUAAACAAUUAGCCGGUCGGCCAUGUUGGAUAUACCAGUGAAUCAGACAAAAAUAAAUGUCGCAAUAUUGCAGGACGGGAAAACAUUGCUGAUGUGAACGCUUGUAUUGACAGGAUACGGUUUCUAAAAAAAAAAUUGACGUCCGAAAUAAUCGCAAGAAAAAAACGCUCCCGGUGUGUAAGGACCUUAACUUUAACGACCUUUAUUUUCCAAGCAUUAGCAAAAACAAGAGAUUAUUCCGUAAUGCAAAGGCCCGUCCACUCAGGUGUCAAAAUUUAUAAACACAGCUGGUGUUAGCGAUGUAAAGAAUUAAUAAAGUACACCUUGCCUGUGCAGGUGUUGUGCAGAAAUCCAAGAAAACCCUGAGCUCAUUCAUCCCUCCUCACUGUCUCAAGAGUGCUUAUCAGUGACACUUCCCAUAAUGACUGCUAAGAGGGAAACCGUGCAGUCUGUGGGCUCCUCCAGCCUGAUUGCACAAACAUCUAAAUCCGACCUCGGUUGGGAAAAUUAGCUUAAAUUAGUGCUGUUUGUUUUUACUUCAAGCAUUGUUAGUUUAGUGGCUGAUUUGCAAAUCACUGCUUCCUCACUCGUAACAGCUGUCAGCUCCAGCGACUGCACGGACACACACGUUGAUCAGGCGUCUCGAUAAUCAAUCGCUGCUGAAUCCCAAUCAGACAGCAAGAUAGAUAAUCCCGCACUGAUUUAUUCAGACGGUUCACGCAGCGCUCGUUCUGCAGUGUCAUCUGUUUGUUUCAGCCUGUUUGCACAUGUCUGUGUGUGUAUGUAGGCGGUCCAUCAGAGGGGAAGCUGUUGCCAGGCGAUGAGAUCAUCAUGAUCAACGACGAGCCCGUCAGUUCGGCUCCUCGAGAGCGAGUCAUCGACCUCGUGAGGUGAGAGCAACAUCCCCCAAAAAAGAAAAAGACAAACCAUGAUCCAAUCUGCUGUCUGUUAUUUAAAGUUUACACAAAGUUAGACAGAAGAAGCCAAAGUCACAAAUAAAAGUCAUUCUCAUUAAUUCACUGAUUGUAGUUUGUUUUUCUCAGACUUUAAUGAAGUGCUCGCCAAGUUUGACUCAUUCUUUACACUCUCGUGCAUAAAGUGAAGUAAAUACAACUGCUCAUCACACAAACAUCCUCUCAUUACAUUCAGAAAAUUAAUAUUCAGCAUCAAUGAGAAGGAAGACGAGGCUCUCUGCUGUUUCAGUGAGCGCUCUUUGGUUCACUGGAGAUACUGUCACACGUUUUCUAAAUUGGAAACAAAUUAGUGUGUGUAUUUGUGUGUUUAUGGUUUUAACCGCAUCUGCUUGUAAGUGCUGAUUGCCAGAGGCGUCUAAUUUAAUUUCAGACAAGCUAAUCAAGUUUCUGCUUUUUAUCUGCCUUUUGUUUUUCUCCGUCAUCAUCGUUUUCUGAUGAGAUCGUUGACUCUCUGAUCUCCUGUCUUCUUACCUCAGGAGCUGCAAAGAGUCCAUCGUGUUGACUGUUGUCCAACCGUAUCCUGUGAGUACAAAAAAAUCAUCAUCUGGAGUUCUUUGUGCACACAAUAUCUAUAUUCUAUACCAGUGUUUUCACUAGGGUUAGCAGUCUUUAUAUUCCCAUAACUACAAUGAUGGAUAAAAUUGUCAGAGGGGUUUAGAUAACUGUCACAACAUAAUAAAGGAAAAUUAAAAAAGACUGAAAUUCAUAUUGAUUCCUUUUUAUGAUAAUCUAAAACAUUUAACACCAUCACUGACAAUAUUCAACAGUUUUUUCUGCACUUUUUGAAGGUAGAUUUCAGAGGCAGCACUGAAAAAAGCCCUGUGUUUACAUUUGCCACUUUAAAGCUCCCAUAGGGAGUUUUUGGGCAUUUGCGAAACAAGCUGAAAUUCAUAUUGAUUCCUUUUUAUGAUAUUCCAAAGUGAACAACACCAUCAAAGACAAGAUAAACAAUUUGUAUAUCCUCAUUUUUAGUUCCUAAACAGACAGCCCUAUUUUUUUUUACCGUAUCCAUAUAAAAAUAAUUACAAUAAAUGACAUAUAUCAUUGUCAAAAGUCAGGCUGUAAAGGACAAGAUAUAGUUUCUCACUUGAGCUUUAAAGGCCACUUGAAUGAAUGAAUAAGUUAGUCAAUAAAUAAGUGAAUAUAUAUUUUUUAAAAAUCAACUUUGAGAUUCUAUCAAUAAAUACAUUUAAUUACGGAAACAAAAAAUGAUAUAUUAAAAUCAACAACUGGUUUAACCCAAAAUCUCUGAACAGCUGCAUCUCAGAAGUCUUUUUUUUAUUGACUGCUGUUUCCAAAGUAAAGAAGUGUGUUCAACACUGCUCCAAUGAUUUAUGUUAAAUCAAUCCUAUAUACACCAUCUGUUACUUUACAUUAAACACAACCACUAAAAUCGUGUCCAAGAACAGCAGAAUAUCUUCUUUCUGAGCAACAUUUCCCUUACAAUACCAGGUACUUAGUGAAAUAACAAUUCUUGGAGAUUUGGUAUCAUUUGAAAAAAAAAAGGUGUUAAGGUGCCAAUUCGGUGAGCCCUGCACCUGCUAGGUUGAACGGAUUUUUUCUAUUCUUUUUUCUCUUCACUUUGUGGAGAUCGCACUAUAAGACCAUGAUUGCCAUAUAAACGAGGUUCAUCAUAAUUACCAAUCUCUCCAAUCGUCAAUCAUGCCUUUAACACAGAAAGUAGCAUUUUUGGUAUUAAUGAGCAGGUAAUAACAAAACUUAAAUGGCUUAAAUGUUUAAAAUUUUCUUGUGGAGGACCCCCCCAAACCCCCUUUGAUUACUUUAGCCUCAUAAGGUUUAAAUACUUACUGUUUAGGAUUUCAAAAUAAAGUCCAAAAACCUUGCAACGCCCUAUUAUGGAGAGACAGAAACAACUUCCUGUGCACUGGUGCCCUGUUGCACACAGCGGUUCCUUUUUUUAGCUUCGCCCCUGCCCCUCAAACAGCUCAGUCUGCCCCUGCUGUUUGGUGACACUCUUGACACAGAAAUCGAUCAGCUGGGCUUCGUCUGAUAAUUUGAGGAAAAUUUUGGUGCAGUCUCUCAUUUUUUUCUUUUUUUUUUAACAGAGCUGCAUAUUCCAGUACGAUGAUCUUAAUCCUCCGGUGAAAUUGUGUUGCACCGCAUCGAGAUUUCAUUACUUGUGACCAAAACUUGUUCUUCCACUUUCAGGAUUGCUCGGUUAUUGUUACAGCAUAAAAUUACUUUUCCAAUGUGUGCUAGAAACCUGCUUUGUCCUCUGUCUUGGUGCAUGUAUUUUUUUUUUCCACUCUUACAUCUCUCUCCCUCCAUCUGUCUCUCUGUCUGUCUGUUCCUCUUUUUGGACGGCUGCCUCUCAGUCCCCUAAAUCAGCGUUCAUCAGUGCAGCCAAAAAAGCCAUGCUCAAGUCCAAUCCGGUCAAAGUGCGCUUUGCAGAGGAGGUCAUUAUAAACGGCCAGGUUCCAGUAAGUUCUGCUGCAGCCACACACACAUGAACACACACUCAUGUAUGACCUGGAUAGGCAAUGCCAGAUGGUUGUCACUUCUUUACAUAAGGACACUCAGGAAAAUGUCUGUUACAUCAAACUCAAACAAGAAGACUGACGGUUUUCCUCCUUUUCAGAACCCGGUGAAGGACAACUCUCUUCUGUUCAUGCCAAAUGUCCUGAAGGUCUACCUGGAGAACGGGCAGACCAAGUCUUUUCGCUUCGACAGCAGUACCUCUAUCAAGGUGUGUAUCUAAAUGUGUGUGUUUCCCCGCCCUGCAGUCAAAAUCAGCAGUCUGUGUUGCAUCUAUAAUUACAAAGGGAUAAAUUCAUUUAGACUACAAAUGGCUGCGUCCUGAGGCACAGACACACAGAGCAUGAAAUUCUAUCACUUUUUGAUUUCCAUUUCUUUAAGCACCUCAUUUAUUCAGCCGAGGUGGCAAAGAGCAGAUUGUCUCCGGAGUGCAGUUAGGAGGGAAGGGAGCUCGAUUAUUCCUUUCGCAAACUCAAUAUGAUGCUACCUGAAGAACUAUUUAAGAAGAAGAACAUAUUUGACUUCAUUUACCUCAAAAAUGCUUCAUUUCAAAUCACUGUAUAGGUUAUCUCUUGUGCAUUUCCAAACUUUUGGAUCCUUCUUCUCACAUACCGCAUUUUACAGCCAGAUUGCUGACUGUGUAGUGGGAGAAACAGUUCUGAUGAGUAAGGGAUAAUGCAUGGUUAAUGGGUAGUUAUGUAAAUUAGAAACCCAGACCAGGAUGUGAAGCUGUAGGGUCUACCUUUACAUGGCGUAAGUAUUAAAGUAACACCAUUUGAGUGGCUGAGACUAAGAUUUGAAGGCUUUAUCUGUUGGAGCUUGCUGUUAGUUGAAACACUAUCAUGUACAUAUUCAAAGUUCAUUUAGGGCAGUGGUUCUCAAGUCCAGUCCUCGAGGCCACACCUGAUUCAAAUAAUCAGCUCGUUAGUAAGCCAUUACAGAGCUUGAUAACGAGCAGAUAAUUUGAAUCAGGUGUGUUAGAGCAGGGAAACACCCAAAACAUGGAGGACAGUGGGCCUCGAGGACUGGACUUGAGAACCACUGAUUUAGGGCCCUUCCCUCCAUUUUCACUCAGUCUUUUUAAAGGGAUAUUCUGGUGUAAAAUUAAUUUAGGGUUAAACACACAUAACACCAACGUUAGUAACGACUGCACGAUAGCAAUACACAUAUGAUGAUGAAAUGAUCAUAGAUGUUCCUCCUUGAGCUGUGUCACCCCGCUGUAGCCCGUAAUGGACUGGCUUGAGGUCUCGCUACAAACAAGCAACUGCUGGAAGAGAGUAGGUGAGUUGUAUUUAGUCUCUUUGCUAAAGAAAUUAGGCAAAGUUAAAAAGAUGUUUGGUGGCUAGUACUGUGGCUGGGACCCUAUAUGUACUGUUGAUGAAGUUAGGUGCUGUUCUGAGCAUUAUUUGUGGCUAUAGAGUGGCGUUUUGGUUGAGGUUUGUAUAUGUCUCCUCAGACUGCUGUGUAUUGCUAUCCUGCGGUCGUUACUAAAGUUGGUAUAACUAGAGAAGCAAGCGGUCGGCAACAUUCAUCUCGCGAGGGGGUCUCUAACUUGGUGUUAUGGUGUGUUUGACCCUAAAUUAAUUUUACGCUGGAAUAUCCCUUUAAAUCCCACCGUAUUAUAUAUUCUUAGAGGCUAAGACAGAUGGUGAAAACAUUUUUGUUUUUAGUUGUAUGUGAAAGAUGCAAAUGCGAAACUCAGAAACAGGUGCUGCUACUCUGUGCUGAGGUUAUGUAUAGUGACUUUGUUGUAAUAUGAACAACUGUGACUCACUAAAUCCUAAAACUUACAUUAAAGCAGGUUCUUGGUAUGCUGUGCACUGUGUAAAUACAACAAGAAGAAUAGUUCAAAAGGAGUUUUACUUCAAAUUCAUCCAUUUUGAAUUGUCCCGUCUCUACAGUGAUUCCUCUAGAAUCUUUUAAUGAUUUUAUGCACGAUAGAUUAAUGAAGUUUCUAAAUUAGUGAUUUCAAAAACCGCCUUAUUCAUGUCUUAAUGCUUGUUUUACAUCUCACAUGGUGUGUUUAUUUCAGGACGUGAUCCUGACCCUGCAGGAGAAGCUGUCAAUCAAAUGCAUCGAGCACUUCUCCCUGGUGUUGGAGCAGAGGGAGGAAGGCUCCGGAAGCAAACUGCUUCUCCUGCACGAACAGGAGAUGCUUACUCAGGUAGGGUUUGUUAUUUUCUUCCUUAUUCACUUUCCUUCAGAAACACACGCACACACACACACACACACACACACACACACACACACACACACACUUAAACCCACACAAACACACAUUCCUGCUCAGUAUUCAAGCAGCAUUCGGACCUUAGUGUCAUUUAUCAGAACUGGCACAGCAGGGGCGACAGCUCGCAUUACACCUACUCUCCUCCUCACACUCACACACACACACACUCACACACUUCCUUUCACCCAACAGUGCCCGCUCCAUUCUAAUGAGGUUACAGGAUCACAAAGAAGAUCAUUUUGAUAUUCAUACUGCACAGUUGUGAUAUAGAGCUGAGGAUGUUGCAUAGAUGACAUGUUGACAUGAGUAAUCAAGUGUAUUCUAUAUAUUGUUGUACACCUGAGUGUCAGGGACAGGGUCCAAUGUAUAGAAAAAGAGAACCAGUCUCAAUGAUUGAAAAACUGACUUUUUUGCCCUUUUGUGCAGAAAACAGUAUCUGAUACUGAUCUCUUUGUUUGUUUGUUUGAAUGAAAUGCACAGGAAAAAAACAAACAAACGAGUUAUUUUUCUCCAGGUACUGCUGCUGAAUUAUACCACAAAGUUUUCAGGUCGUGAAGUGAGUUGAAUAACAUUCUUAUCGCGUUAUUAUUGAUGAUGCAGUCAAGGACUUUUUACACGGAAGCAUUCCCAUUAGCAGAAAACUAGAGAACUGACAAGAAAUUUUACACUGAUGCAGGAUUUGACAUGUUGAAUUUAUCUCACAAAUUACAAUGGACUCACUGCACCUCUAAAACACAGUAUCCAGCUGCUAAACAAACUCUAUUUCAGUAUGUGUUUUCAGGAAAGUUGUGUAAUUAGUGCAUCAAUCUUGUACUUAACUUGAUUCUUGAUGGACAAAUUUUAACAUUGCUUUUUAAUAAAUGAUGCAAAUCAGUUUAAAAUGCACAAAUUUUGAGUGUUUGAACUGUGAAACACACUGAAUCCAACAGAUCCUUACAACAUAAUCAUUAGUCUAUUUUAUCUGUUGAACUGAUUGUUUAUUUUUAUAUAAUUGUAGGCCCAAAUCACCGCCGUAUGUCGCAGCAUAGCCUUUGUUUAGGUUAAUUAGGCUAAUGUCCCAUAAUGCUUUACUACCUGGAUGUAAACAAGCACAGAUGCCAUCUUAUAGCCUCACGCUCUUUGGCAGUACUUUUAUAUUGAGGCUGUGUCUAGUUAGACUGCCCUGUGGACAAUAACCUACAAAGCGCACUUAAGGCAGGUGGUGCUAGCUCUACUAGGGUUAGCCACACUUGGUGAGCCAGUUUCACAUGGUUAAGGUCCAGACUGUGGGAUCCUGUGACUCCCUCUGUCACCUGAGAUCAUCCCUACUUGUCCUUCUUCUGCAAAUACAGAAAAUAAACUCUACUAUUACAACCACAUGUAGUUCUUCUACAACUUUUACUCCCACAAAUUUGGCCUCCCACUUCCAGGGUUUGCAUGCCUCUCCUUACUCUCUAGAAGUAGUUUCAGUGCGACUACACCGUACUAUCUUUCCCUUCAGAUAAACUAUGUGUCUUCUGAACUCUUCUUUUGACUCCAGUUUCGCAGCCACAGCUUUGUUUACCCGCUCAUGAUUGUACGCUGCCGCCUCACUUCUUUCUCUUCAUCCCUGCUUGUGCCGAUGCCCCCCGUUCAUCUAUCACCCUGCGAUCGAUCUCUUCCUUCCUCUCUCCUUGUCCCCUCCCGCCUCCCCUGUCCCCAGGUGACUCAGAGGCCCGGCUGUGACAAGAUGAAAUGCUUCUUCAGAGUCAGCUUCAUGCCCCGGGACCCCGUGGAGCUGCUGCGGAGAGACGCUGUGGCGUUUGAAUACCUCUAUGUACAGGUGGGCGGACUCAUAAUUAAAGUACAAAAACUACAUCUGGCGACUACGAUGUAGCUCCUGACUCAUCCGAAUGAGGAAUCUUUGAUCUACCGUAUGGUUUGGAAGUGACUUUCAUAAUCAAGAGAGUUACUCGCAGGGAUACCGAGGGAGUCCUGUCAAAACAAAAACCCCAGUCCUCAAAUAAACCUGCUCUUAUAUAAGCUAAUCCUCUCUAAAACAGUAAACUGCUUCCCCACAGGCCUUCUUUGAUAAUUAGUGGAGUGAAACAGCCCCACUGAAGCAAAGCUACACAUCUUUCCUGUCAGAGUUCACUGUUUUCUGCUUCCGAGUCUUUCAUAAGGGACAGGAUCCCUUUGAAGGAAUCUCCAGCCUGUUUCAGCUCCACGGGAAUCCCUCGAUGCCGCCGUCAAAAACACUUCAGACGGCCACGAAGGAUAGAAACCGACUGUGUGUUUCUUAUGUGAUGUUCCUUUGACUUUCUCGUAGAGCUGUAACGAUGUGGUCUUGGAACGGUUCGGCCCGGAGCUGAAGUACGACGCUGCGCUGCGGUUGGCUGCUCUGCAGAUGUACAUCCUCACCAUGACAACCAGGCAGAGUCAGAAAGUGUCGCUCAAAUACAUCCAGUAAGUUUUGGACAGUUAACACCAUUUUCUUUGUGAUUAUAGAGGAGGAAGUGAUCUGGCUUCUGUUUAUAAUUUAGUGUAGUCUUUUUACAAACUUCAGGCCAUUUGAAUUGGAUAUAAACCACAAUUAUGUUCGUCUCUUUUUGGGGUAUAACUAAGCCAGAGUGAGUCCUCUCUGUAACUAAAGUCCAUGAUUUCCAGAAACUAUUUGAAACAGCAGACUUUUCCACCUUGUGUCAGUCCGUCUCAGGUAAGCUCGGGUCCAGAGGAGCUGUUGUCGAUUUCUGGCUGUUGUUGAUUUCUGGCUUUGUCUUUGCGCGGUGGAGUUUGAACCUGUACUUGUAGAUGUAUAGAGACCAACUGUGUGAGCUGGCGAUGAUUUACUUAAGAGUUCCUGGUAGUAUUCUUUACAGAUUGAUGUUAAUUUUUAAUGCAGUGCCGCCUGAGGAGUCUAAGGUCAUGGUCAUUCAAUGCUGGUUUUGGGCCUCGCUCCUUACAUGCAGAUUUUUUCCAUAAAAUUGAUGAUUUUAUGGACUGUACACACUGAGGUCUAAAAGAGGUCUAGUACAGUGGUUCUCAAGUCCAGUCCUCGAGGCCCACUGUCCUGCAUGUUUUGGAUGUUUCCCUGCUCCAACACACCUGAUUCAAAUGAUCAGCUCGUUAUCAAGCUCUGUAAUGGCUUAAUAACGAGCUAAUCAUUUGAAUCAGGUGUGUUGGAGCAGGGAAACAUCCAAAACAUGCAGGUCUAAAAAUGAAGGGUUUUUAGAUGUCUAAAUUUAGACCAAGUUUAGACUAGCCGCCAGACAGAGGUCUAACUGUAUAUUGCUCAACGGCUAUCAUAAUUAUUUUGGUUAAGUACUUGGAGAUCAGUUAUGCAGCUCACCGUUGCUUUUUGAAAUAAACAGUUAUCAAAUAGUGGGUCAAAGUGCAACGUCUAAAUUCUGUCUAAAAAUAUACAGAAUCUAAGCGAUUGAAAUUAGGUCUAAAAAAAAAAAACUAGUUGUCUAAUAGCUGUCUAUUGCUCAGUGGGUAGAUGAUAAAAUCACUAAAUUCCUGCAGUUGUAGGUUGAAAAAUGUUCUUAAACUGUUGGACUAUUUGCUCACGCAGUUGUUCACAAAGUGAUAAACUUCUUGCUUGUGGGGAUUCUCCUUUUAACAAAAAAUUUCCUUGGUGGGUUGGCAGAAGUUUAUUUCCCAUGGCGCCCAAAGUCUGUUGAUCACGUCUCAUGAUCUGACCUGAUCUAAGUGCUUCAAAAUUAUUCAUUCACGGCCUCAAAUCCAGUCCUUUAUGUUGUGUUAAAAGUAAGUUGUAGCAAUGUGCCUGUCUUGAUUAAGUAAAACCACGUUAUUAUGUCAAAAUGACCCCCUAUCAGUGCAGUUUGGGAGCAUGGGAUUCAGCAUGUGUGGCCUGUUUUAUUGAGUUAAUAAGUUGUGCCUUUCCUGAAAAUAUCAAGAUCUAUAAGUCCUGGAAAGCAUCAGGAGUUUAUGUAUGAUAUACUCACUCUUUAAGUUGGAUGUAUGCGUAAUUGAAAGGGAAUUUUUUGAAUUUGCAGAUUUCAUCAUAGCUUUUUUCUGAGAGUAACAAAAUUCUCUUUCGUGUCGUGACUGUCUCGCUCUCUAACUAACAGCGUGUCUCUGAGUCUUUUGGUUCUUUGCCAUUGACUUGAAGCACUCAAGCCCAUGGCUGUUGAGAGUCCUUCUUUUUCCUGAGGGUUUAUGUUAGACUUAAAAUCAAUGUCCCCUUUCACAGAAAGGAGUGGGGUCUGUCGCUGUUCCUGCCUCCCGCCGUGCUGUCCAGCAUGAAAGAGAAAAACAUCAAGAAAGCUCUGACGCACAUCCUCAAAACCAACCAGAACCUCGUGCCUCCAGGGAAAAAAGUAAGCCGCUCCCUUUGUCUUUCCCCGUCCUUGCUAAUAAACUUCUGACACGCACACACACACAUGCGCGCAAACACACAGCCUGUCGGUUUUCUGAUGCAAUAUCCGAAAAUAGCCCCGCUGCCACGCUCAACCUUGUAAAGGUUCUCACCCUUGUCAACCUCAGACCUUUCGUCAAGUGAGACCUUGAAUAGUAAUGAGAAUAAGAAGCUAAAUGGAUUGUCAAACGGUGUGCAUAAAAAGAUAUUCAUAUUCACACGCACAUGUUCCAGACAGAUGCUGCUGUUCUAGCAUCAGCUGAACUUUUUAGCUCUGUCUGGAAAACUUUUUCAGAUAAAAGUUCGUCUGCUCAUUUUUUAAGACAUUUAUUUACCUUACCAGACUGGAACUUAAGCCAGAGAUUCACUCUUGAGAUGUCAUGAAUAUGAGGCCGGUGAGAAGCAAGAUCAUUUGAAUAUAGAGGUGGUACUUCCUGGAUGAGUGAUGCUGACUGCAGCUGUAUGCAGGAGCCGCUCUGUCCUGGAUAAAAACAUGCCUUAUGUGUGGAAAGUGAAAGUUUGUCAGUCACGUUUGAGAGAGACUGAUCUUUCUCCUCUCAGCCUGAGCAGCGUGUUGUGCUCCCUAAUCAUUUACAUUCACAGUGGCAGCUGGUAGCCAACAUACUUAUUAGGGAAAGAUACAGCCAGACGAUGAUGCUCAAUUUUAGCUUUGUUAUUACAGUCCUGGAGCUAUCACUCAGAUUUUAACAGAAGAGGCUGCUUGCUCCGGUUUGUGGAAAGGCAGACUGGUUAAAGUGAAAAUGAUAUUCAUAAAUACAAAAUGAUGUUUUAAUAAAGAUGUCUGGUUUUCAAGUAGAAGGUCAGACAUUUCAUUAGCCUAAUGUUUCCGAGACAGGAAGGUUGGUUAAAAAAAAGACACUGCACAGGCGUCACCAAUAAAUGGUCCCGGAUAUUUUCCUUUUAAGGCUAAUUUUUUCAUUCAACACUCCUAUUCAGUGGAAGAACCAGAUUGUCAAGACCACAGAGAAUGCCAUGUCCAUGGUUUCCAUACAAGAGUAUCAAAUUUUACUGUAAAAAACAUAGAUUUCCAAGAAGUACAGGGUAUCUGCGGGGUCUUAAAAAGUCUUAAAACAUCUAAAAUCCAAUAAUUAGAAUUUAAGGCCUUAAAAUGUCUAAAAUUCUCUUAAAACCUCAUAAUAUGUCUUAAAUACAAUUUCGAAAGGUCUCAAAAAUGUAUUGAUGUUACUUACAAAUGAAGAUUGAUUUGAAGUUAUGUAAAGUGUUCUGAUUUCCCUUCAUGUCUUUUGUACUUUUUUGACCAGUAUGGAUGUAAAGUGGGUCUUAAAUUGUAUUCUUAAAAAAGUAUUAAAAAGUCUUACAUUUGAAAACCUGCAGAAACCCUGUCAUAAUAGAAAUUGCACAUGCAGAUGAAGGCAUGAAAAAGUGUGCAAUAUUACACUCAUAUGUGUUAAUAAGCUUCGAGUUUGAGAUGAAAACAUUUAGGCAAAAUUUACCACAGACUUUUUUUUAUCAUCAGUCCUGAAAUAAUAAUGAAAUAAGCAUAAAAUGCUUUGUUUACAUGUUAAACUCAACUGUAAAAGUACAAAAAAGUCAACUCAUUGAUAUAUUCUUAAAGUGUAACUUAAGAUAAACAUCAUUUUGGAAAUCCUAUCGGCCCUAAAUGUCUUUCCUAAAAGCUGCUUCACUGGCACUGCAGUGAAGCAGCUUUUAAGAUUCAAUGAUCUAAUAGGAUGUAACGGAGAGUUCCAAAUGGCCUGAGAGUGCUUUACAUCCUGACAUUAGGAGACAAAUCCGACUGUUCAGCUUGAAGUGAUAUCCUUUCAAAUGCUUUACAAUUGUGUUUCUCCUCUCUAUUUGCAGCUGACUGCUUUGCAGGCCAAGGUGCAUUACCUGAGGUACCUCAGUGAACUCAGACUGUACGGAGGGAGGGAGUUCAAAUCAGUACUGUUGGUAAGAAGAGAAGAAAACUUGUGUUUGAACUGCAUCUCUGUUGAUGUUCGGUAAAUGAAAACUUUUGUCUUGAACUGUCAACUUUUUCCAGCAAGGGGAGAAGCAGACAGACGUGACACUGUUAGUCGGCCCUCGUUACGGCAUUAGUCAUGUCAUCAACGCCCGGACAAACCUAGUGGCCCUAUUGGCUGACUUCAGCCAUGUAAACAGGAUCGAGAUCCUCACUGAGGACGAGACCAACGUUCGGCUGGAGCUGCAUGUUCUGGAUGUCCGGGUAAGCAAGUUUCUGUAGAAAAACAAUCACUCAAUCUACUUGACAAAUUUUUCUCAAACUGCAUUUAUUCUCUUUAUUUUAGUAAACCCUCCUUUUUUUGUUCUUUUUCAACAACAGCCCAUCACGCUGAUCAUGGACUCAAGUGAAGCAAUGAACCUUGCCUGUUUAACAGCAGGCUACUAUCGCCUCCUAGUGGAUGCAAGGAGAUCUAUCUUCAGUGUGCCACACUGCAACAGCACUGGGGAUGAUACAAGUGAGUUAUGUUGAACCAUGUGGAUGUUUGUGUGUAUAAGUGGGCAGGACUAAACGUGUUGAAAACACUGAUAAAUUUAAGGUAGAGCUCAGCUUUUCUAUCCAUUUACAAAUGUUCAACCGUGUCUACAAUUUAAGGAAAUCAUAUAUUUAACUUGACAUGUAUUGGACUGGAUUUAAUGGCUUGAAAAUGAUUUUUUUCACAAGUAGCAUAAUUAUUUAAAAGGCUUGAAGAAGAGCCCUUAAAAACAACAAAGAUGAGCUGAAUCUUUUUUGUACUUAAAUUACAACCCCUUUUAAAAAUAGUUGAGAUGCUCUGUAAAAUGUUAACAAAAAUAAGAUUUAAUGGUUUUCAAAUAAUGUAAAUCAUAUAUUUAUAUGAAGGAAAAACUGCUAAUCAAAGGUGGAACGUGAAUCACUGUGGUUUAAUGAAUUGCUUUGGGCCCUUGCAGUGAUUUCCACCGCAGAGUCAUGUCUGUUUCUUGAUGCUAUGUUAUGUAGAUGAUGAAGUCCACUGAAACUUCACAAUUAUUCUGAAAUUGUAAUUAUUAUGCUCAUGCAGUCUCUCACAGUGCAGUGAACCUCUUCCUGUUUUUAUUUUGAUGAGACUCAUCCUCUCUGGAACAACUUUUCAUGCCUGGUUGUGUUGCUUACCUGUUGAAAAGUUUGUUGGAGAUGCUCCUCCAGUUAGUUUAUCAGGAUCACCCAACUUUUUUGGUGUUUUGUUGUUCCCAUCCUUACUUUUUUGAAAUGUGUUGCUAGCAUCAAGUUAGAAACAAGCAGAUACUUUGAAAAACCAAGAGCAUUUAUUAGUUGGAACAUUUGAUCUGUUGUCUUUGCUGUGUUUUCGGUUAAAUAUAGGGUUUACAAAUUCUAUUUAAAGUUGUGUUUUACACAUAGUUUCCAGACUUUUGGAGUUGGGGUUUUUUGUGAACCACACUAAGUAACAAGAACUUAUACUACUUCUGCUGCAGGUCAGGAUCGUGUCCUGGAGUGGCCAUACAGCACAUCUUUGGGCUACAACGAGGAGCAAAUCCAAGGAGACGUCUACAACAGGGACUCUCAGUAUUCGGACAAUGGACAGAGUGAAAACAGCAUCUCUCCUUACUUCCAUGAACCCCAAAACCCUGACAGAGACCUCGGGGAUCGGAGGAGUCCUGUGCCCCCUCCUCUUCCCCCUGCUACCCGACACAAAAUACAAGACUCACCUCGGAGCGCCAAAGUCUCAUUUAUUUUUGGGGGCGACCCACCUUUGACCAAGUCCAAGAAUUUAGGCUAUGAAAGACUGUUAGAGAGCCCUGAGGUACCCGAGCACAGACCGCACUACUUGCACAAUAAUUCAGACUUUCGGGGACAGGACAGGGUGCCAUUUCAGUUUAGUGGUCUGACUCAUGUCUAUAGUAACAUAAUAACCGAGGAAGGAGCUGAGGAGCCAGUGUUAAGGGAUCUAUUUUAUCGUGACACAACAGAUGACGCAGAGGAUGACGACGAUGCCUCCUGUGAGGAGGACUCCACAGGGGGGACACCUGUUUGCGAAGACAGAGGAGGUGGAGGUGAAAACGGCGGGAGCCAAGGAGGAGGGUUAGCCACAGCAGCUGGCAAAUCCACCUUCCUGAAAAUUUCUGGUUCCACUGACGACAUCAUCGACCUUACUUCGCUGCCACCUCCAGAGGGGGAUGACGGCGUGGAUGAUGAUGAGGACGACACGUUGCUGCAGACCCUCAACCUCGCAAUCGCAGCUCCACCACCAGGCUUUCGGGACAGUUCGGAUGAGGACACGGCACCUGAGGGGAGGCCGCUGAGCACACCUGACAAUGAUGACAUCCCAGUGUCGCUGAUUGAUGCCGUCCCAACCCAUGUGGAGGGGGAGGGGAGCAGGGGAGAGGAUAGGAGGCUGGAGAAUGCAGUGGUGAAUACUCUGCAGGCGCUGGAGGCUUUGUCUGUCUCUGAACAGAGACCUCCCCCACCACCACCCAGUAACAACCCAGGUCUGGUCAAUAGCAUUAUUUGUUCCCAUUUUAAGCACUGGUUUUGUUUGCUUCAAAGCCCCCCAAAUAAAUUCCAUCUCAUUCUAUGGUCUGUUGCACCACAACUGGUGUAUUAGAUCUCUGUUUAAGAAGAGGCUUGGGUAUGAUGGCCAUACUUUUACAGUGUUCUAAUCCUGUCAGGUGAGGAUGAGGUAGCUGUCAGCUACCCUCAGACUAAAAAUACCUUUUUGGUUUAUUCUUUGAAUUAAGGAUGGACAUGUUGCAAACAGACAGAGAUAAAACAGAAUUAAAGCUAGAAUAAACUCUUUCAUAUUAGUUUAUUUCCCACAUAUAUGAUACAACGAUACUGAACAAUGUAGUUGCACGAGUGCACAAAAACACAAUGCAUUCGCCUGGGAUUUAUUCCUGUUAUUUUAUAUUCCCCUAUUCCAAAAUUUAAGAUAUCACUGUGUUGAUGUUCCAAAACAUCAAUAUCACCACUAAAUGAGAAAAAUCUCAAUUCACAGAAAUCUAUUUGUAUAACAGGCCUCUUCAUGAAUUACAAAUAUGGACUUAGUGCUUUGGGAUAUUUACUUAAGUAUUAAUUUCUCGACUGUUUGCUUUAAAUUGAAACAGCCAUUUUUAUCUCUUUAUCUUCUAGGUGCCUAUGCAUCCCGAGGCUUCAGUCCAGAGCCAUCCUCUGAUUCUGGUAAUGAGACAAACUCCUCAGAAAUGACUGAAAUCUCUGAACUUGCUGCUACUCACAGGCUCAGUGAGAGCCACAUGCGUCUCCUGGUUGCCACAAGAGAAGGAUACCAACCUCUCCUUGAGGAGAAAACAGAAUUCCCCGUUUCACCCAGUUCAACCGGAACAGUACAGAAAAGACCCCGCAGUCCAACACGCCAUCUUCAGCCUCCAGCAGUUCCUCCAAGAAGGAGCCCCCUAUUGGAUGUCCCCUCAACAGGACAAGAAGGCUUGGAGCUAAGGGCCCACCUCUCAUCCACUCUCCAGCGUCCCAGUUCAACCACACCAGGGGGGAAGCAUCACAAAAAAUCUGCAGACUCAAGUGGGAAGUAUAACACCUUCAGCACAAGGGAGGGGUAUCGGGGUGAGGGAAUUGGGAGUCGCAGCCGGCUUGACUUGGACCAGCGCACAUCAUUCUGUGAGCGAGGGGAAAUUCAAAGAAGACAAAAUUCUUUUUAUGCAGAAAACUCUGCAGCUGAAGGCCUUGGGAUGAACAGCCACCCCCAUGACCAUCACAGAAAUCCCCGCCCUUCCUCUACUACCUCUGAACGUCUGUUAGACACUGUCAACACGGAGGACUGUCAUGCAGAUAAUGGAGCUGGGGCUGUUGAUCCAGAUGAACAUUUAGUUGUGGCAUCCUUGUUGUCCCCAGCCAAAAAACCCAGAUCAGGGGGGUCUGAACAGGGAUCAGACAUACAGAGUGACCAUCCACCUAUGUCCAGACAGCAGAGUGUUGCACGGUUGUGCGAGUACCACCUUGCAAAAAGGAUUUCAAAUUUGCAAGGGGAAGCCCAAAGCUCACUGCAGGGUUCUUUGUGCUCAUCACUGGAUGCUGGUGGUAGCACAAACAGUAGUGCAUGUGCUACCCCGACUGACUCCCCUCUGGGCCCUGGACCAUUUGAAUCAAAGCAUCACCAUUUGCAAAGACACCCGCUUUCUAGCUCCUCCUCGUCAUUGCUCAGGGUGUUUAACUAUGACGAUAACAAACCUGGAAUCCCUCGCGGCAUGCCUGGUCAGAGCGCUCAGGGAAAGGACCUACACCCUCAUGCUGACCCUGCCCUACUCCGAAAAAUGCUGCCCAAUAUUCAUGCUCCUGGUAAUGGAGCUGAACAAGGACGUCCCUCCUCUGCAACACCAUCCAAGCAUAAAGAAUCUACAGGUACUGGCAAGAAGGCGCACAAUGAUCCACAUCCUAAACAACAAGCCUCUUUAAAGGGGAUAAACCAGAAAGAAGGCAGUGAGGCUUACAGACAACUGAUUAACUACUUAACAGUCAGCCAGAUGCAUCAAGGUGGGAAGCUGCAUAGCGCAGGCAUGGGAGCAGCAGUCAAAAAAGACACCAGGCGUUUUAUCACAAGCAACCCCCAGCUUGUUGAGAUGGUUAAGAAUAGGGGGAACACCAUUGCUCGCUGUCCAUGUAUGCCUUCCUCCAUAUCAUCCCCAUUUCUCACCCCCAAUUCUGCCCCGAUGCAAAUGGCAAAUAAGAAUCAACGGUCAUACCAUUCAGCCACACUUCCUGCAAAACUUAAGAGAAGUCCUGAGAUGCAUUCUCAGAUACUAAAUGAAAAUGUAGAUUUCAGGCCAAGUACUUCUGAGAGGAGAAACUCCUUUUCUGGUCUAGAAAGUGAAAUAGAGAGGAGUGGUAUGGAUCAAGAGCAGUUCCUGGCAAUGUACAGGAGAGAAGGUUGUGUCAGUCCUGAUGACAGAUUCAUUACAGGUGGAAACCACGAGGAUGGAGGUAACCCAAACCGUCCCCCACCUCGUUCAAGAAGCCAACCAAGUGGCACAACAGAAGAUUGGUUCAGAUCCGAGCCAAGAGUGAAGCAUGCUGUUCGUCAGUCCUCCCAUCAACGACCAAAUGACUCUCUCUGUUUUUCUGCCACCCCCGGUGCAAGUGGUCAACGAUCAGAUUUCAACACCGUCUCUCUGGGAAAAGGAGACCAUCCCUCUGCUUUUAUUAGGCAGGCAUCUACAGGCCCAAGGGCUUGCAUUACUUCCCCAUCUCGCAACCCACAAUCACCACCUCCUCCACCACCUCCCCCACCACUACCACCUUCCUCUCUGUUGUCCCUUCCAGCACAAGCCAACACUAGCUCUAGCAACUCAGGAUGCCCACAGGAUUCCAUGCAGUACCGGCCGAGUCAGAACCACAUUCAAGCUCUUACACCAACCCCACAGUCAGAUUCCUUAAGCAACAGCCUGCAACGGGGUCGUGAGCUUAAGCGAAGUUCUAGCAAUGUGACUGCCAGUUCUGGUAGUGCAGAAGUUCUGUUUGACAAGCCCACUCGAAGCAGGAGCCAGCAGCCCUUGUCACCAUCUGUGCCCCAUCAAGGUGAGACUAAAGUCCAGCGAAGGCAAACAAGGAAGCGACUCUCCAAGAGCUACUCUCAAGGCUCUGUGUCUUCUCACACCUCGUGCUGGUCUACAGGCAAUAGGUUAGACUGUCGAAGGGCUUCUGUUGCGUUUCCAUUGCAGAAAGAUGGAAAACAUAUCAAGGGCUCUCAAAAACUGGACACCAGUCCCUGGAGAUGCAAUGGGCCUUUCAGCUACUGCUUUUUUAAACGAAAGAGUGAGGGCGAGGAGGAUGAUACUGAGUGGGAGAGGCCAAGACGAGGCCGUGGUGGGAGUAAUAUCAGUGCUUGUGGUGACGGUGCUGCUGUGUUCCCUUGUGGCUCAGCGGUGGAUGCAGCAGGGGAGCAGCUGUAUGGGGAGGUCCUCAAUAACAUGAGCUUUAGUGACCGUCUUGCACGAAUCAAUGCGCUCAAGGACCGCAUGUACGGCUUCCCAUCUGGCUUCACUGACGUCCGCCGUGAUGCUAGUGAACUCAUUGCACUGGUGAGAUCCAGCAUAGGUCGCUGUGACCGUGGAGCCCAGAUGCCUCUGCAAGAUGUUUCCCAAUACAAGCAGCUCCUCUCUGUUGAGUCAAAAGAAUUAGGCCGGGCAUGCCGUCGGAUGGCACAAGCCCAUGGUACUCCUGAGGAGAUGCUGCUAGCUGUGACUUGUAGUUUCCAGGUGCUAUGCUGUCUCUGUGAAGCCUGUAUGUGUCUGGUCAGAGGGCUCGGAGCUUCAGCCUCACACCAACAGAGAGAGGUUGUUGCAAAGGUUGACGAGGUCGUUAUGAACUAUAUAUGUUUGCUCAAAGCCGCUGAAGCUGCAACAGUGGGAGCACCUGGGGAGCACAGCGUAAAAGCCCUGGUCCGCCACUCCAGUACCAUGUCGGCCAUUGCUAACGCACUCACCCGCUCCCUUAAAACGCUGCUUAGCAAGUAGAGGCUACUUCUUAUGGUUUUUAGUGUGGCCUAAGCAGUCAGUAAAGCUCUGUUUUUAAGCAUCUUUUUAUUAGUGCGAGUUAGUUCAAAUAUUGCUCAUACAAGUUCUGAAGAGUCGCCAUAUCAAUAAAAAGUGCAAAAGUUCACAUUCAACACUGAAAACUGGGUAAGAUGCUGAAAGACAGUACGGUCUGACUUCACUUGCUUUUUCUGAUGACAAUAUUGUAAUGCAUAUUUACAAAGCCAUACUGUCACAGACCUUUGUAUAAUGAUAUAAACCUAAUAGAUACCCUUUUACCUGUGCAUUAUGUAACUUAUUUAAAAUAUGUAUAUAAUGUAAAUAUACACUAUAGUUAUAUUAUUUGCCGUAGCAGUUUUAAGAAGCCACAGAGUAUUCAGCUUAAUUUGCUCUACUAUUGUAUAGAACUGGAGAGAAUUCACAUUCAGUUCAAUCAGUUCAUAAAGUGCAGUUUUACUAAAGAUAUUUAUUAUUGUAAUAACUAAAAAUGUACCUGUAGACAUGUCAGUGACAUGUGUCACAGUAAGCCAAGUGAGGGGAUUUUUAUAUAAUUUAAUUCACAUGAUAAAUGUUGGGUCGUACUGUGUUUCUGAAUGACUAUAUUAAAGUCACUCCAACAUAAGAUGCAUUACAGUGCUGUUGUUUUUGGGUGCAAGAUGAGGGGUCCAAAUUACAGGGACACUGGCGUUGCACUGCAUUCUCGACUGUGUGAUAUUUUAUUUAAAUAGAUUAUUUACAGAAGAGUAUAACUAAGCUGUUCCCUAAGAAACUAAACACAUAAAAUAUAAUGACACUAUGAUAUUCACAAUUUAUAAAGAAAUAUUUCAGAUUGACCACUGUGUAAAUUCUAAUGAAUUAUUUUUACGUCUUCAUGUUUGACUAUCAUGUGUCUCUGAAUAAGUUCUGUGCUUUAAAGAUUUAUUACUCCACAAAAUGUAUCAAGAUGCAUUUUUGUCUCUUGGCAGGAACCUUAUUUCUGUUAUGCUUUUUUUUCGAUAACCCACCAAUCUAUUAAAAACACAUUUUUACAGAUAAAGUAUU
Molecule: messenger RNA, 65692 nt
Organism: Xyrichtys novacula (pearly razorfish)
Lineage: Eukaryota; Metazoa; Chordata; Actinopteri; Labriformes; Labridae
Source: the annotation of a GenBank genome assembly